AUGGCCACACUGUUACAGGAGGGGGGGGCGGGGGGAGAGAGGGAGACGUCAUGGAAAGAAGUACGUCAGAACCAAUUAGCCAACGGGAAGCGCCGCUGUGGGCGUGGCUGGCGGCUCGGUGGGCGUGGCUGGCGGCCAGGCAGAGUGAGUGAGGGAGGGCGGGAGAGCUGGAGCACACUGUGCAAUGCCUGCACCGGGGCGCCGCCGGCAAAUGUCCGAGGAGAGCCGCUGGAGCUGCCGCUGAGGACGGUGACGUCACUGCAGUCACCACCCCCACCGGUGAGCGGGCGGGCGGGUGUGGAGCCCGGGCUGUGAGGGCAAGGGAGGCGGGCGGGCAGGCAGGGGGCUGGAUACGGUGACCGGGGGGUUCACGGUCUAGGAGUGCGGCUCUGCCCUCCUCCCCGGGCGGGUACAGCCAUUAAAUAGCCCCGUGCUGGCUGUGUGUGUGUCACUGAGUGCCGGCUCUCUGUCUCUCUCUGUCUCUGUAUCUCCGCUGUGUCUGUCUGUGUGUGUCAUUGCAGUCACCGGGGCUCCCCCCCCUCCUCCUCUUAUUCCCUCCCCCUCCUCCUGUCACCACCACCACCCCCCCCAGCACCAUCUCCUCCCUCCCCCCCAUCCUCACUCCGGCUUCACCAGCUCAGGGCGAGAGGAUCCCAUCCAGUGAGUGUGAGCGGGGGCCACCACUAACCGGUCCCCAGGAGCCCUUCCAGGACCACACCUGCAGCCUCCUCCUCCUCCUGCAGGUAAGCAGCCCGUUACCGGGGAGGGGAGCCUCGGGGAGGGGGUACUGCAAGCCCCCCAAUAUGCCCCUCCAGUCUGUCCCCCCAUUGCCAGGCUGCAGCCCCCCUCCUUCCAGCCAUACUGCUCUGUCCUUGUCUUCUCCCUGUCAGGUGAUGGGGCUGCCGCCUGUGCCCUUUGUACUUUAGGCUGUGCUAUCCUGGCUCUGGCUCCCUCUCAUUGCUUGCCCCCCUGGGUAGGAUUUUUACAUUUUAUUUACCCUGUUGCUCCCUUCUCUCUGCCCUUGUCUGUCACGGCGGGGGCUAUGGUGGCUAAAUGCCUAUAGAAGUGCAGGCCACCACUGGGAUCCUUGGUGCCAAUGCAUCUGAUGAUGAUGGGGAGGGUGGCUGGAUUACAUGGGAAUUGUAGUAUUGUAAUAUGAUGGUGUCAUGGCAAGAGAUUGGGCACCAUCACCAUGGCCUUUAGGACAUUUUUUUUUUUUUUACUGCCAUUCAUUUUUAUUGGGCACUGGCAAUCUGUUGGUAGGGAGGGUGCACAUUAGUUGACAAUCUGUUCUCUCUCUCCCCGCCCCCCCUCUUUAUUUCAUUCACCAAAAUAAAAGGGUUCCUUGCUUUGACCUUGAGUCUGUUGUACAUGGAGGUCUCAGCUGUGACUCAUAUCCAGUUUUGAAUUAAAUCAUUUUACAGUGACAGUAAAUGGGGCUAUCUAGGUCUCUUUGCAGCUUUAUCAUCUGGUUUCAUUGAUAAUGACUGGCUGGUGUACCCACAUAUGGAUGGUAGGCAUUGCAGGGGAUAGACCUUCUUCAUGCACCUUGCAAGCUGUCAGCUGUGCUAAAGGCAGCUGUGCUUAUGAGCUACAUGAUUUGAGUGCAAAGCAACAGAUUUUUGGUCUGGUGUUCCUUCACAUAUCUCUAGACAUGCUCUUUUAAUACGUCAUUUUUUUAUGCUAAGGGAGCCAAUGAAAUGCUUAUCGGGCACUUUAUAUAUAGUGCUUGCCUUGGUAGUACUGAAUAACAUGGCGAUGAUGCAUUGACUGCCAAACGAAACGUGCAAUGGAUGGUGGUAGAUGAAUCUACUUCUGAACCUUUUUGCGUGUACUGGUCGGAUUAAGUAGCUGGGAUUAGUCUUCUGCCUGCUUACUGUUUCUGUUGGUUAGCUUUCCUGAGUGCUUUAUGCAGGGGACACUGCAGUAAUCUGGUACUUGACAGCUACAGGUUUUAUGACACUUUUUUUUAUUUUUUUUAUUUUCUUUGAUGGUAAAUAUGAGCAUUUGUCACAUCAUUGGUAUGUUGUCAAUAUCUUGUUUCAGUCCGCAGCUUUUUAUGAAAUAUGUGUUUGCCUUAUCCUCAUUGUGUGCGGUUGUUGAAUUUACUGUUUAAAAUAGAGUAAUUGCUUUUCUGCCUGUGUCUGGUUUCCUAUACACAUAGGCACUUGUUUUACACAUGAAUAGUAUGCGGUAUGAGUUCCUGUGAAUAGAAUGUUAAACGCACAGCUUUCCUGUUAAAAGGUUUAUUUACAGAUUUAUUUAUUUUUGUGGAUUGCUUACAAGUGCAACAUUUUAGUAUUGCCAUACACAUCAACAAAAUGUGAUGAAAUGAAUGUUAAUAUAAAUGAAAAUAUAAAUUCUAUAGUUUAUUAUUAUUAAAAUGCUACAGGUAUAGCUUCAGGCAUUCUAGAAUUUAGUCCUUUGAUGGAUUAUUUUUCCCUUACUAAAUGAAUAAUCAGCCAUAAGACACGUGAAUCGUUAUAUUCAGUGUCUUUGAGGGAGCUGCUAAUUCCUCAGUUGAUCAGAUGUUCCUGAGCUUUGAUCUAUAUCCUCCUGAUUGCACUCUAUGUAGUGUCAGGCUUUCAGGUCUGUGUGUCAGGUUGCUUUGGACAUUUUUCUUUAUGGUCCCUUUUUUGUCACAUAGCCAUUUUAUAUAUAAUAUAUAUAUUAUUAUUUUGUUCUUUCCUUUUUUGUUAAGUGGAAUGUAAUUAAUUUUGGCUAACAGCUUGACAACUAUUGUUUGUGUUGCCAAGCAAAUUGUGCACCAAGAGCUCAUUAAAAUAAUUUCCUUUAAUUGUAAAACAUUGAAAUAUAUAUAUAUAUAUAGUUUUUCUUUUUUUUUUCGCCUUUUGAAUUAUAUUAUAUAGGCAAUUGCUACCUGUUAAACAUUUUGGCAAAUAAUAAUAUACUUCUGUCUGUCUCUCGCCAUGUAUUUCUUUAAAUCGAAGAAACAUCUGAAUAUAUUAUAUAUAUAUAUAUAUAUAUAUAUAUAUAUAUAUAUAUAUAUAUAUAUAUAUAUAUAUAUAUAUAUAAAAAAUUUUAAUUUUUUUUUUUUUAAUUUCACUUUUGCCAUUAGCAUUGUUUUGGAUGGGUAAUUGCAUGCCCUUCACAUGCUUGAACCAGGAAGGGUUUGAUAUCAGUGCUAAAGCAAUACCAAUCAUUCAGUAAAAAAGUUACUAGCCAAGAGAUAAAACGCUUUUACAUCUUCUAACUGGCUAAUACUGUAUAACCUCCCCAACAAUGGCUCUUAACUUUUGGACUCCCCUCCCCGCCCCCCAGUGUCACAAGGAUCUGCAUUGCAUUGGGGAGGCACUGCAGUAAAGAAAGAGAAAAUUAUUUGCCUGUUCGGUCUGAUGACACAGUUCUGAAUUCCAAACCAAUGUUAGAAUGCUACGGUUGUAGAGUAUAAGGAUGUUCUUGACCUGCUCAUUACAUAUGAAAUGUGACUCUUGUUUAACAUAAACUACCUUUUUAAAUGAUUGGCUUUAUUCUCAUCCGUUUGUAAGUUGACCAUACAGUUACGAUUCAAAGUGUGUUAACAGUUGUCUGUCAACAAAGGUUAAUAUACCUUGGGUUUUAAGGUGCAAACCACGGCCAUCUAUCAUCCUGUAGCCUAGCUUUGCCCAUCAACAUAAUCCUUUUGUUAGUGCAUAAAUAGUGUUUAGCAAUUGUUCUGAAAAACGAAUAUUUUUGGGUAAGUCAUAAACCACAAAAUUCCAAGAUAUCAGUAAGUCAACAACUUUAACCAUAAAUGGUUAUGCUCAAUUUUCAUUUGGCUUCUCCUAGGUUUAUCUAAAACCAUUUUUAAACUGAACUAGGGGAUGUGUGUGGCCUGUUCGCUUUUAAUAUUUUGCCUGAUUUUUCUCUAGUAGUAAGUCUAGUGAGGAUGUAUCUGUUUCAUAGGCAUGUUUGAACGGUAACUUUUGAGACAAAUUGGAAAAACAUUGCUUGCUGCAUCUUAAUGUGUGAAAAUAGAUUUGAGUCUUAACUGUAUAUUUUGUAUUUCUUUAUGUAGAAUGGUAUUUGAUUAGAAAUAUAUAAAUAUAUAUUGCAAAUUUAUGUCUGAGUCAUUGAAAAUGCACUUGCAAAGAUUUGGGGGUGGGGGGGUUUCAGUACAUUACAAGAUACAGAAAUGUCACAUGAAUUGGUCAUGCAUGGUUAUGACAAAGUUCUGAUCUUAUAGAAAUGAAAUAUUGAGCAGUUAGUCUUGACUCUUUCCGUACUGCUUACAUUUUUAGGAAAUCUACCGAUUUGCAUAUUGUACCAGGGUCAUGAUGACUCAUUUUAGAUUCUCACCCCCCAAAUAAUACUUCCCAGUUCAGUGACUGCUUUUAGAAACGAUCAGGAAGACUCUUGUCCUGGGGCAUAACGUUACUUCCAUAACAUUUGUGGCAUUCUUUUCAGAAAUGGAAAAACCGGCCCUCCACCCCCCAAUCUAUGUAUUCAUUGAAAUUUGCAGAGGCCCCUGAGGGCUUUAUGUGAAUGUAUGUUGUACUGCCAGGGUUAUACACUGAAGUGUGAAGUCCUGGGAAUUUCAAAAUUAAUUAUAAAUUUUAUGCCGAAAUAGCUGAAUUGGGGGGCGGUGUAAUAUCCGCAGUGGCCCUAUUUAUAACUUGUCUGACUUAAAAUUCAAAGUUAAUUUUGACUUCAGGUCACAUUUUAACUCCUCACAGCUCACAUUUUAGUGUAUAACCUUUGUGUAUUUUCAAUAUUCACUACAACUUGUGUGCUGUGUUGCACUUAUAUUGUUUAGUAGUGUAGUUACUCUUUGUACAUAUGUAUAAUAUAUAUUUUUUUCCCCUUUUUCAUUUUAUCCUUUGUUUCGGAACAGCUUGGUUUGCUUGUAUCAUAUUGCCUGAUUGCUGAGAGCUUGUGACAUCAGGCGUGUGACAGAAAUAGAAAUAGUGCUGAGGUCGUUAGAGAAGACACUAAUGUAUAUUUUAAGCUUUAUUUUAGUUUUCAUUGUUUGCAUGCGUUUAUAGAUGUUCCAGAUUGUGCAUAAUCUAUACCUAAAUGUGAGAAUACUUUUUAUUUUUUUAUUUAUUAAAAGCAUUUUUACAUUCUAAGCAUUAAAUGUUCUUUAAAGUGGGUCAUCAAACAUGAAAUUAAAAAAAAUUUAAAUAAAUGCUUAUUAGUAAUCUAAAAUAAUGAAACAAAAUUACUCUGGCUACCAGGUGUUUGUUUGUCUUGCAUAUCCAUUUAUAAACUGUUGGGUCACAAAAUAUCAUUGGACAGAACCAGAUUCAAGUGGAUAAUUCCAUGAUUUAACACCAUUGGGUCUUCAGAUGUUAAGUAGAUCGAAUAUGUCCCCUAAAGUUUUUUGAAAAUGCAAAAUGUGCAUUCCUAUGGAAACAUAUGUGCCCCCCAAGUAAGGUGGUCAUUUUUCAUAUAUAUAUAUAUAUAUAUAUAUAUAUAUAUAUAUAUAUAUAUAUAUAUAUUUAUAUUUAUUUUUUUUUUUUUUAAAUCACCUGUUUAUUAUUUGCUUCUGUAUUCGUUUCGAUUGUACAAUGUUAAAAUCUAGACAACACUCCUAAAAACUGAACUUUUUAUUUAUUUUUAUUUAAACCAAAAUAUUUGCACAUCGAUAGUCAAGAUACAAUUAAUUAUACAAUAUUCAGGAACCAGCUGUAGUAAUUUCAGUAGCUUUAUCUCCUAGGACUAUGUAAUGGGUCAAAUAUAACUGCUUUUGCAUUGACUCUAAGAAGGUGAAAGUCAACAUCCUGCAAAAGGGGCAACAGUCUUUCACAUAAAGGAUAUUGGUAUUACCAUUUAAAGCGUCACAGUCACCCCCUUCCCUGAUAGAAUCUUUAUGAAAUACUCAUAUUGACUGUUGGAAUUUCACUGACAUUCCAAACCAGUCAAAAGAUAAACUGGAACAAAGUGGGGACUACUUUGUCUCCAUAUAUUUCCUAUGCCUGAUACUUCUAGACAAUGGUUGGAGCUACCGCCAUCUAGACGUGUCUAUCCCUCCCCAAGACGUCACCAGUGACAUCUGCUACUGGCGCUAAAGCCAGACCGGGGCAGUUCUGCUUUAACUAAGAAAUGUGAAGUACAUAUGGUGCCUACUGAUGCAUUUCUUUUACUCAUAUAAGUCAGGGGUUCUCAAGUACACCCUACGAGUCCAGGUUAGCUAAUACCCUGUUGUGUCUAAAGUGUUAAAAUGUAAAAAUAUCACUGAUUUAAAAUAAAAUACAAAAUAACUCUGCUUUCAUUUCCAGCUUGUGAACUGUAUAGACUGAUUGCUUGUGUUAAUUCUUGGACAGAUAAUUAAGUCUAUUGGUUGUAAAAACUCUCUAGGCUUUUGACAUUUAUGAGCCAGCCUAUUGAUUUUUUUAGGAGAUAUGGAACAGGUGUAUGCAAUGUCCACAAAAUAAUGUUAGGUGCCUCUGCCACAGAAAUAUUUAGCUCUUUGUGUCUGUCAAACUUUGCCCUAGACACACAAACAAAAGAGGAAAUGAUUAUUGGAAAAGAACUGAAAUGGCAAACAAUUAGAAGAACAGAGAAAAUAGUCAAAAUAAAAAAAAAGGCAAGCAUAUCCAUGCCGAAAUGCAAAGUUUUAAGGCACAAAAUAUGAUAGAUGCAUUUGACAUGUAUCCUAUCAACAGUGUCAGAUGUAUCCUAGGAGUUGGGUAGCUAUGACUUGACUUGGCUCUUGCUAUUAUUUCCAACUUUUUGAACGUUGAUAUUCUCAUGUAUAAAAUUAUAGAUAAUUGUGAAAACGGUGCAUUUUCUUGCAUGUUAAAUAAAACUAUGAGUUUCUCCUCAAAGUUUCAGAUCAUUUGUGGCUAAAAUACACCUUUAAUCACUUAUUUUGUUUUUAUUACACUUUCCAUACUUGUGUAUUUUUUUUUUUUCCCCCCAUUCUCUCCUAAUCAACUCAAGGAUGCUUCCAAGUACUAUUAAGGGUUUUUGUGUUUCGCACUUGGAAACUUCAAUGUGACAGCUGAGCCGCAGUGUACGUUCCCCAUCUAUUGUUCCACACACUUCAUUUCAUUGGAUGGUAUCAUGUGUCUAGAAACCUAGCAGAUAUGUUUGCAUUGUGUUCAAGUUAGCCAUGUAUAGAGCAUAAACAUUGCCAUGGCUACACAAGGCAACAGUUUGUUUUGCUAUUGAAUAAAUAACAUGGUAAUUGAACAUAGUGAGUACUGUACAUAGUACGGUCAAAUUAAGUCUUAUAUUUUGUCAAGUCAAAAACUGUAUGUGCAUACUACCUGCUGAAUGCUGUUAUCCGUUACAGUGACUGAUACAACUUAAAUUUUAUAAAGAAAAUAAUCUGCCUAUACAUUUAACAAUUUAUUAAAAGCAAGUAUAGUUGGGGUAAACACAUAACCUGUGGGGACAAGGUGGCAUAUACAGACAAUGGUUGUACGCAAAUUGUACAUUGAGGUUGAUCCCAUUCCAACAUCAGAGGUUGUUUUUUCCUUUGAGCAAGGUAGCAUACAUUUUUACUAGUUGUGCCCACCUGUAUACAACUCUGGAUGUUUUAUAUUAAAUGCUGAGAGCAUUGUCAGGUGUGUGUAUGUAUUUAGCAAGUCAGCAGACCUUGCUUCUCACACAUAGCACUAGCAGACGAUGAUUAAUGUAUCUUUAAAUUCUGGAUAGGGAUAUGCAAAUAAGGACCAUGAUGUUUAGACAAAAAAAUAUAGCAAUGGACAGAGUUUUCAUUUUAUAUCUCAAAUAGCAAUACUCCUAUCUCUCCUUACUCUCUUAGACUCCAUGAAAUCAGUGUAUCAACCAGAUAUGCAUGCAGUAAAUCCCUGCCUAUUUGGGGAACAAGGAGAACUGUUUUGGUACUGGCACUAUUCACAUCGGAUAGGUUUCAUUAUUACACCUAAAAUAUGGUGCCUGGCUCUGCUACUUGUUGGCCAAAUAAGGUGGUUCCUCUAUGCUUCUAUUCCCCACGAGUCUUUUAUCACAUCAGUGUUUAUAUGGUUAAUUCAGCAGUUCAAAUUCCAGAAUGGUAGGGUGCUAGCAUUUGAAACCCAAAUAAAUUCAGUGCAGGGGCUUCUGUUUUGGCAUACUGAGACAUGAAAAAAAUAUUGAUGUAAGUUUAAAGGCUGAAUGCAGGAUACAUCAUGUCAAAACAUUUUCACUUUUCGACUUGACAUUAAACCUUUUGACUUUUAGCUGUUUCAAGAGAAGCCACAGCAAAAAUGUUUCAUGUGUGAUGCAAAACACCACUGACUGCUACCUCACAGUUGAUUAGGCUGAAGGUGGACAAUAUCUGUUCGCAUCCGUCGAGGCAGCCAUGCAUGAGAUAACUGUCUCGGUGCUACUGCAGCAAAAAAAAAAAAAAAAACCAUUUGUUAAAUUUGUGCAGGGGUCCAUAUUGGAAUGCAAUAUUUAAGUCCCUCUCUUCAUGCAGCACUGUAGUUGGCAAACAAGCACUGCGUAGAACAAAUAGUAUGUUUUCUUUAAAAACAUGGAAUGUUAUCCCCAGACUAUGCAAUGUUUUUAAAAGUUCAGUGACUCUUUUAGUAAGAUAUAUAAAAAUAUAUAUUGUUAUAAAGUUAUCUUCACAUUUGACGAGAUAGUAUGGCAAUUUAUAUUUCCUUUUUCCCACCAAAGCACAUCCGAGCCCAUAAAAAGUCUUUUGAUGUUCCGACCAGAUUUGUAUGCAUGUACCAUUUUCUUAUUUGUAAAGCAAUUACUCAACCCUUUAUAUAUAUAUAUAUAUAUCUGGUGCAUUCCCACUUUAUCUGUAGUUCACCACUUUUAUUCCUCUCUGGCUUUUUUUUGCUUUUUCUCUUUUUACUAAAGAUUAUAAUCGCAAACUGAGAUUAUUAUUAUUAUUAUUAUUAUUAUUAGGAAAAAGAGCAUAUUUACAAUUUGAAGGAUUUUUUUUUUUGUUCUUUAUUAAAAGAAAAAUUAAAGCUGCUGAAAAAGUUUGUCAGAAACUGCAAUUACACUUCAGACAAAUCGCUUAAAAUAUAUAUUUGCGUGAGCGACAUCUAGUACUUUUGGUUAGCUGUUCCGAGCUAAACCCAGCUAUAGAGGACCAGCUCACUGGCUGAGAGCGUCGGCUGAUUGCUCUGUUGGUGAGCUAAGUGUUAGUGAAGAGACCUUGUGGCGCCCGGUGGAUCUCAGAUAAGAAGUUAAACGGUUGGAAAACGCUUUGACUGCUUACAUUGGGGGAAUAAGUGUACUCCUGGAACUAUCACCACUACAUCACUAUGUUAUGGUGCUUGGAGUGUACCUUUUAAAUGUUGCGCUUACUUAUCAUUAGAACAAACUUUCUUCCAAAUUUAGGUGAUGGUCUUUCCGUGGUUAAUAUUUAAUGUCUUUUAUUUUGAAUUUCACAGUGUCUGUAAACUGUAUACUAGACCAGACCCAUCUUUUUUAAUUUAAUAUGCUCUUAUGCUAGAAACCUGUUUUGCUAUCUAUUUUACAAAGACAUCAUAUUAUGCACAUGUUUAAUAUUACUAGUUUUUGGUCAGACCAAAAUUAAGAGUAACAUGUGGAGGAGCCCUAUCAUUUUUUUCUUAACUUUUUUACUUGAAAUUUUGAUUACACAGUUGGCCGUUUCAUUGCUGCUAUCUUCUGAAGGACCUGUUACUGUCUUUCUAUAUUUUAAUGAUCAAGGAUUGUUCUAAUCAUAAAGAAAUUAUUUGCCUUUUAUGUACAAAGAGCACACGCUUAUCUGUCUGCUAGACAAACCAAACAAUGACUUGUUUAUAAUGUUUAGAACUUUGAACCCAUAGAAGUCCAUUUCUCAUAUUCAGAUGAAAGGUGGAAAUGGCAUAAGAAUAGUUUUAUUUAUUUUUUUUUCCUUUCUUUCUUCAACUUUUAGCUAAUAAGAUAUGAUGAAAUACUGUAAUUUUAAAACGAAAGGAUCUUAAAAUAGAUUUUGAUAGCAUUUUGUUUAGUUCUAUCGUGGUUUUUUUUUUUUUUUUAUUUUUUAUUUUAUUUUUUUUGUGAGGUCAGAAAUAUAAAAUUUAAAGGGACCCAGCAUGUUGUAGUAGAAAAGGUGACAGGGUUUACAUUAUUUUAUUAUUUAUAUAACGCCAUCAAAUUCCGUAGCGCUGUACAAUGGGUGGACUAACAUACAUGUAAUUGUAACCAGACAACUGGACAUACAGGAACAGAGGGGUGGAGGGCCCUGCUCCAUGAGCUUACACUCUAGAGGGAGUGGGGUAUAGUGACACAUAGGGUAAAAGUAGGGGUACGAAGUAGGUUGUUAGAAAAGUAUUAAUUGAGGGCUUAGUAAGUAAUUUUUGACAGUUGCAGGAGUGGAGUCAUAUAGGGUGGGGGAUGAAAACCUGCUAAGAGUUUAAUUGAUAUGCUUUCUUGAAGUGAGUUUUUAGUGAUUUUUUUUUUUGAACGAGUGGAGACGAGGUGAAAUUCUUAUGGAGAAGGGAAGGGAGUUCCACAGAAGAGGUGCAGCCCUGGAAAAGUCUUGGAGGCGAGCGUUAGAGGUGGGAGUAUGGACAGAGGAUAUACGUAGGUCUUUGACAGAGCGCAGGGGCCUCGACGGGACAUACUUGUGUAUUAGGGAGGAUAGGUAGGUUGGAGCAGCAUUAUGUAGGGACUUGUACGCAAGCACCAGAAUUUUAAAUUGAGCCCUAUAUCUAACUGGAAGCCAAUGCAGGGACUGACAGAGCAGGGAGGCAUGAGAGGUGCGGGCAGACAGGAAAAUGAGCCUCGCUGCCGCAUUCAUUAUAGAUUGCAGCGGUGCAAUCUGGGAACACGUAAGACCACUGAGAAGAGUAUUGCAGUAGUCCAGGCGAGAGAGAACAAGAGCAUGGACCAGCACCUAACAUGGUGCUGUACCACUUUUAAGAGUCCAACCAUUUCCCAAAGUUUUUGACAGUCCUAUAGGUGCUCAUGCUUUGAAUCCUCUUCACAGAUCUAGCUAAAGUGAAACAAACAGCUGGAUGAUAUUGGUAUUGCUAGAGUAGAAAUGUUGAAAUAGGAACUUCCCCUUUCACAGCAUAUGUGAAGAGCGACUGGACCUCAGAAAGUGCAUGGAGUGUCCCAAUUUGGUUUCAAACUAUUUGAAUAUUUUUGAACUCCUUAAAUGAGACUGCACCAGAAUCUCCUGGAACCAUAACCACUACAGUGCACUGUAGUAGUUAUGGUGCUUGGUGUACACCUUUUAAAUGUAGAAAUCUACAUUGCUGUAUUUACCUGUAUUCUGGAACGGAGAGCCAUCUUGGCUUCCUGUCAAUCAUUGCUAUAAACUGGGCUUUCUGCACUUGCCAGUCAGCAUAGAGAGAGGAGAAAGUGGUAGAGGUUAACACAGUAAAGGAGUUUAAGCAUGCGUGGGAUAGGCAUAAGGCUAUCCUAACUAUAAGAUAAGGCCAGGGACUAAUGAAAGUAUUUAGAAAAUUGAGCAGACUAGAUGGGCCGAAUGGUUCUUAUCUGCCGUCACAUUCUAUGUUUCUAUGAAACAAAAUAGUGCUAAGAUCUCAAAGGAGAGGACUUGCCAGUGGAAUGUUCCUGCAUGCUUCACUAGUUUCCAUGGUGAUUGACUCACUUUUAGUACUUUGUACCAGUUUUUAGAACACAACACUUUGAUAUAUUUCUUCCAAUGUUUCUGUUUUCCUUAUCCAGUGCCCUGGCUGUGGUACUACUGAACUGUGUUGUGAUAUCAACUGCCCAAUAGUAAAUCUACAUUUUAAGACCUAACAGAACCACAAAAAAUAAAGUUGUUAUAAAUUGUAGAUGAUUAUCAGUGCUCCCCCUCAUGUUUUUCUUCAGAGAGUCAGUAUAUAAAUUAUAAAUAUGUGGGGGGGUUUUUCUUCAUUGAUAAUUACAUUUUAAUUAUAUACAAAAGUGUUAUAUAGGUUAUUAGCCUAUAUGGAAAAUGGAGCACGUAUAAGAAUGAAAUAAGCAUGCCUGAGUAGCUUACCCCUCUUUAGUGUAAUAAAGCUGGAGGUAUACCAGAGAAUGGAACAUCACAAAACACAAAAAGAGAAACAAUAGUGCAGAUGGUCCUUAUGUUUUGCGAAUGAGAACUGUAACAACUCACAUGGUCACGAGCCUGUAGGGAACUGGCUUAGUAGGAAUGGCAUUGAUGCUCUUAAAGGACCACUCUAGGCACCCAGACCACUUCAGCUUAAUGAAGUGGUCUGGGUGCCAGGUCCAGCUAGGGUUAACCCAUUUUUUCAUAAACAUAGCAGUUUCAGAGAAACUGCUGUUUAUGAAUGGGUUAAGCCUUCCCCCUAAUCCUCUAGUGGCUGUCUCAUUGACAGCCACUAGAGGCGCUUGCGUGCUUCUCACUGUGAUUUUCACAGUGAGGGCACGCCAGCGUCCAUAGGAAAGCAUUAUGAAUGCUUUCCUAUGUGACCGGCUGAAUGCGCAAGCAGCUCUUGCCGCGCGUGCACAUUCAGCCGACGGGGAGGAGAAGAGGAGGAUCGGAGGAGGAGAGCUCUCCGCCCAGCGCUGGAAAAAGGUAAGUUUUACCCCCUUUCCCCCUUCCAGAGCCGGGCGGGAGUGGGACCCUGAGGGUGGGGGCACCCUCAGGGCACUAUAGUGCCAGGAAAACGAGUAUGUUUUCCUGGCACUAUAGUGGUCCUUUAAAGGCAGCAUCACACCUCUCCUUGGAUAAGGAUAGAAUUACUCCAAAUAUGAGGAAUAAAGAAAGAUACACAAUAGUGUAGAUUGUCUAGGGCUUAUCCACUUAACAAAUAGAUGUUAAGCUCACCUUUGACAGAGCCUAAAAUCCUGGCUCUGAGGUAGAAAAACUUGGUUUCACUUUAUGGGGUGGCACAUCCUUUGUAGAUGCAUAUAGAAGCUGCAGGGCCAAACUGGACACCAGAUAAAUGCAAAUAAAACUAAUUCAUUCAAUAAAACCAUAAAAUGUUAUUCCCCAAGCUUCCUCAAGCAAAAGCGUUUUGGCAAGUCAAAGGAACUAUACCAGCUGGGACUGUGUAAAUAUUAUCCUUGUAUUUUAACAUUUUGUUUUAUUGAAUAAAUUAGUUUUAUUUGGAUUUAUGUGGUGUCCAGUUUGGUCCUGCAGCUUCUAUAUGUAUCUACAUGGGAUGUGUCACCCCAUAAAGUGACACUAAGCUUUCCUACCUCAGAGCCAGGAUUGUAGGCUCUGUCAAAGGUAAGCUUAACAUCUAGUUAUUUAUAAAGUGAAUAAGCACCAGACAAUCUACACUAUUGUGUGUCUUUCUUUUCCCCUCAUAUUUGGAGUACUUCUGUCCUAAUCCAGGGAGAGGUAUAAUGUUGCCAUUAAGAGCAUAAAAGGCAUUACCUACUGAGCCAGUUCCUUAUAGGCUCAUGUGAGUUGUUACAAUUAUCAUUCACAAAACCUAAUGGUGCACUAUUGUUUGUGUUUUAUGUUCCAUUCUCUGGUAUACCUCCAGCUUUAUUACACUAAAGAGGGGUAAGCUACUCAGGCAUGCUUAUUUCAGUCUUAUGGAUUAAGUGCUCCACUUUACAUAUAGGCUAAUAAUAUACAAAAGUGUUAUAUAGGUUGUUAUUCAGGUGUGGGAAGGGGGUAUUCCCACACAAUUAUUUCAUAGCUGCUUUUUUCACCAAAUUUAACAAGGAAAUGUGCGCAUAAAGCGCUUAUAGAUUAGUUUAGAGGAUCAUCUGUUUGUACGUUUAAAAUGUAUAUUUAUUUUGCAGCGCUGUACAACAGGACAACUAAACAUGAUUGUCAUACUGGAACAUUAUAACGUACAGGCAGUCUUCAACUUGAGUUCUGGUUUCCCCCUCCCUUUUAUCCAUGGAUUAAAACUCAAUUAUUAGGUCAAUUAAAGCUUUUACUGCAUCAUAAUGAACACUGGUCCACGUGUGCUUAAAAUUGCACUCAAACAUUAAAGGAGCACUAUAGUGCCAGGAAAACAAACUCGUUUUCCUGGACUAUAGGGUCAUUAGGUCUCCCGCUGGGCUGGGGAACUCUCCACCCCCUGCCGACGUCAGAUCUGCGCGCGCAUUCAAACAGCCCAUAGGAAAGCAUUACUCAAUGCUUUCCUGUGGAUGUCCAGUGAGACAGCCAUUAGAGGCUGGAUUAACCCUCAGUGAAAACAUCGCAGUUCUCUGAAACUGUUUUCAGCUGCAGGGUUAAAACUAGAGGGACCUGGCAUUCAGACUACUUCAUUGAGCUGAAGUGGUCUGGGUGCCUAUAGUGGUCCUUUAAAAAUCUGUUUUUGCUGUAAAUAUUCCUUCCUUUUAGAUUGUUCCCUUUUUUUUUUUUUUUUUUCUAGCACUGUGUAGUCUCGUUUGAACAGUUGCUCCUUCGCGGAGAUUGUCAGUCUGGAUCAUCGUUUGUUCAGUAGAGAAGCAUUCGGGGGACCUACUUGGGCAUGCGUGGUAGUAAACAAAAUCAGAUGCUUCUCGCUGAUUCCAUUCUUUGAAAUGUCAGUACGGAUAACCGAGCAUAGCUAAAAGUAAAUAAAGAAAAUCUCAUAAAGCCCUUAGUCAAAUUUAGUUAUUGAAUCCCGCAGGUGGUCACACACUUAAAAAAAAAAAAAAAAAAAAAUAUAUAUUUUUUUUUUUUUUUUUUUAUAAACGUCUCACUGUUUGUUAUAGAGCAGUCUAUGCACCAUAACUCCAAAAGCCCAUGUUAUUGUUCCAGAAGGCUACUGACUUAUUUUCCUGUUCUGUGUCAAAUGGUUUGACACAAACAAGUGAUCCACUAGCAGCCAAUAGCGAGGCCCCACGCUAGCACCAUGACCACUGCAAUGUGGUGUAGUUGCUGUGCUGACUAUCAUUAUUAUUUUAAAAUAAUCUACUAUUUUAAAUAAACGCUAGGUUGUAUUCACUAUUAGAUCAGGAACUUGUCUAGUUGACUGUUCUUUAGAAAUGAAAUUACUGUUAGUGUGAACUCAUCACUCUCACCCACACUUGUUUGUUGUCUCCUUCCGUCCUUUUAUACUCCAUCCAAUAUUGUGUCCUGCUUAUUGCUUGGGAAAAAUCCCUGCAUUAUUCUUUCUGUUGGUUGGAGAGCAUAUUGGAUGAUAGUCAAAAUCCAGUGACAGGAGUACAUUAAUUUGGAAAUUAGUCCUCUGCUGAAAUCUAAGUUGUUUUCUUUUUAAGUAUUGCAUUCCCAAAUAUAUUGGUGUACAUUCCUAUCCCUUGAUAUAAAUGGAGCCAUCUCAAAUGGCAUGUUAUAUGUGCCAUGGGAUUUGCAGCAGGAAUAAACUUCAACUAUCAAUUUCCUACUGUAAAACCGCAGUUUUGCAGUACACUUGCUAUGAGACACUGGGCAACCUGUUAAUAAAAAUAUUGGUUUUAUGAUUUACUAUUAACAUAUCAAAUCCAGUUAUUGAUUGAAAGCACAAAGUAAUGCAUAAUAAAUUAUCUCAGUUUGUUUCCUCCUUACCCUUUAAGGUAAUUUUCCCACACUUAAUGUAUAUAACCCAUGAUUUGCUCCUUAUUUCAAUUGGCAGAUUGUAUUUCAUAAACUGCUCUGCACAUAACCAUUAUACAUGCAUUAGAAAAACAUAUUCUGACCGAUAAUUACACUAUAUGUGGGGUUCGUUAUUCCUAGUCGUGCCCCCUGCCCCUCAAAACAAAAACCACAUUGUAAUUUUGUAAUAGGCUUCAGAAAUAGAAUUUAUAUCUCUUUUGGAAUGCCACGUCCUAUACCUAUGUUACAAUGAACUACUCCAUUAAUACCACAUCUUGUCUUUGUCCUUAGAUGAUCUUGCCCCAGUAGUUGACCGUUUUGUUCAUAUAGUUUACUUGUUACUAAUUUUAGUAAUGUCUAAAAUCAAGCAUUCUCUUGUCUCCCAGCUUCUUGCUGUCAGGUGGGGAGUUGCAAUUAAAAUUCAUGUUAAUAAUUUAUAAUGCUUAGAUAAAGCCGGUGGGAAUUCUUUAAACGGAACUAUUCCUGGCGAUUGCACGAUAGCUAAGCCAAUCAUAUCAUGGUCUUGAUAAAUGAUUCCACAUUUCCAAGAACUCCAGGAUCACAGGGUAUUGCCACCAAACAUGUACCAAUUGUGUCUCUCUCCAGUUAAUACUUUCCAAUUGGUGGAGGAAAUAAUUUGUGUAUAUAUGUGGGAUAGUUUAAUCUGAACCAGGUACCAUUGGAGCAUUUUAAUAAAGUUUAUCUCAAUGUCAUUAGUGCUUUCAGAGCCCUCCGCAGAUUGGGACAUUCCUACAGAGGAAGAAAGAAAACUCUCUUCCUCACGUUGUAUCAUUUAUUAAACUUUGUGGAUAAAGCAGGUGUAGUUACUUGUAUAGCUUACCUGGAGUGAUUUGGACCCUAAUGGAUUGAGUGUGCAUUUUGAUGUGAGUUUUUAAUAUCUAAGCAUCCCUCUUCGCUCUGUGGUAUCCUUUAAAGGGACUUGACAAAGGCCUGAAUGAAUGCUAUCAAAUGCCUUCUCCGCAUCUAAGGAAAGUAUCAAAAAUUGUAAAUUUGAGUGGAAAUUGUGUUGGCUAUAUUAUCUAACCCAGACAAUUGAAAUGAAGGGGUCUGGAUGGCUAUAGACUUCCUUUAAAGCUAGCAUUUUACCCACCACCUACUAUUACUAUACCAACCAUACCCCUAACCCCAAGUUUACAACAACUCUAACUAAAUACCUGUCCUAGCCUUGCCAUAAUCCUACACUAUUCAUAACCUUAAAACUGCAUUAAAGGAACAGGAGGUCACCAGGUGCACUCUUACCUCAAAGGGUUUUUGUUAAAUGGUUUAACCCCAAAGUAAUCCUCCAGUGCUGGUCUCAACUAUCCCCCAAGAGACAUUCAGUUUCUGAAAUUUCAGCUUUCAUCCGAUCCGUGACUCCCUAGGUUAGGGUUAAGAUAAGGUAAGUGGCGCCGCUGACUGGUCAGUGACUCCCCAUUCAUAAAACUAGUGUGAAACAAACUUACCGUUUCCAAACUAGUUUUAUGAAUGGUGAGUCACUUAACAGUCAGGGGCUCCACUUACCUCUUCCUAACCCUAAGUCUAGGAAAAUAACUCUUAUAUCAGUACUGGUGCUCUCUUGUCUAAGGCUAUCCACCAAAAUGUUGGGGGUUUCUAAUUUUUCUAUUUUUGAUUCGGUAUGUAUUUUUUGUUGUUGAUUUUGUGUGUGUGUGUGUGUGUGUGUGUGUGUGUGUGUUUUUUUUUUAAUGUAGUUUAUUUUAUGAUGCAGGUAUCGCACAGUUUAUACCAUUGUAUGUGUCACAUAUAAUGGAGAUUGCCCGUAACUAAAUAUAAAUGCUUUAAAUUUCUCAGUUUGAUCUAGAUAUUCAUGCAGAGUCCGGGGACUUCAGUCUUUGUUUUAAUAAAUCUUUGAUGUUUAUUGAAUACUUGACAUAAAGUUGUUUACAUUUCUAAAUUGUUGAUUUUUCUUGUUAGGUGUGCUCCUUUUGUAUUACAAAAAUAUCAGUGCUAAUAGAUGGACUCCCUAGUGAAAACAGACAGUGGCAGCAUACCACUCUCUCCAGUUUUAAACAUGACUAGGUUAUUAUACCUGUAAUGCUGAAAAUCAGGUAUGCCGAUUACACUGUAAAUGGUGUUGGGCAGCACGCAAAGCCCAGCACCAAUCACAGUAGUCAUAGGGUCAUGCCUGGAGACUCUGCCGUGGUGUUCUCAAUUAAUUUAUGGGGUUACAUGGAGCGCUUCUUUUGAGUGCUGCAUACAGCUGAUUAGUCAGCCUGGGUCCAGUAAAUGUGACUCCAGUUGACAGAAGUGAGACCCAGUCUUACACCACAUUGCAGUCAAUAUUGUUUUAACUCCCAUUUCAAGUGCUCACAAGCGCUGCAUACAACUAAUUGGUCAGCUGACAAAGGGGAUACUCAUUUGAUACCUGGUCUUCCCUGGUGUGAGCAGGUAUUUAAUACUGCCAACACCAAACUUUUAUGACAUGUCAGUAUGUUCUAGUGGUGUUUAAAGCCCAGUAUCGUUGAUAAUGACAUGACUUAAAGUUGUCAAGUGGUUAAGCAAUUUAUUUUUAUUGAUGAGUAGGUCCUGAGGGAUUCCUUCAGGUGACAUAAAAGCUAGUUUUGAAGGUACACAAAAAAAUUUGUGGUUGAGACGAAUUCUCUUAUGCAAAUAUUAUUUCUUCUACAGUGGCCUUCAAAGUCCACAAUCUUAUUGGCGAGCACAUAUAUAUGGAACUUCAUCUCUUUGAGUUUGUCAACCAGGUUGUUGUAAGCAUGCAUGGUAGCAUGUUACUCUAUACUUUCUUGAAAAAUGUAGUCUUCUUUUAUAAAAAUGGAGAAGCUCCAAUAUAUGUUGAGUUGUUAGCUGUAAUAGCAUUAUCAUCCGAGGACUCCGUUCUGACUAUUCAGGGCUAUGUUCCGGCUACCCUGGAGUGGACAAUAAAGGGUGUUUUUGUUUAGACGUUUGCCAAUAUUUGGAGCGAUUAUAUAAUUUUUCACAUGAACAUUACAUGUAGUGUGUAUAUAUAUGCCAGUGCACUGUGAUAUUAUUGUAUUUUAACAGUUAACAAUCUAGCAUCACAUAUCUGCAUGGUGGUGGUACCCAAAAAAAGCAUAGAGGUCUCCAAUGAGGACUUACUGCCUUCACAUAUAUUGAAGCAUCUUCUGUCAGUAAAAUCACUUAAUUGGCGCAGGAGUGGAAAGGCCUUCAAGGGAUGUACCUACUGUGCAAGGUUCAUUAUUUGAAUUUCACAUUUUCAUGCACCUGAGGUGCUUAGACUUUCAGUGUAAAGCUUCCAACAUAUAGAAGUUCACUCAUGGUAACCAAAGAUUAGACUGGACUCUGGAAAGACAUCAAUUUUUAAUCUCCCAGUUAAACGCUCACAUUGCCAGAUUGAAACAGCCGAUUAGAAAUAAAGACACCUAAAACUAAAAUAAUAGUUUGAAAUCGCCAUUUGGUGGUGGUACUUGCGUUAUGGCUUUAUCUUUCUUAGUCUAUCAUUCCUGUUUUAUACGUUGUUGUUCAUAUUUAUUAGUCUAGUUUCCAAGAUAACAUGCCCCACACUAUUAAAAAUACAGCUGCUCUUGGCUGCAAUGCAACACCUUUACUACAACCAAUGAGCUAAGUUAAUGAUAACCCAGUACUCUUUCUUGUAGCUUCUCAAAGGAAAAAGCAUUAACACAUUUGGAAAUGAACAGUAAUUUGGAAAUGAACAUCUUGACAGAUGGUAGAAAAUGCAAUGCUUCUGCCAGCAGCGAACACCAUUUGAGUCAUCAUCACACAUACUAGUAGAGCAGAUGGAGUUGUUGGGUAGAAAAUGCUACUUGUACCAAAUCCUAUUUUUUUUGUACAUUUUUAUUUAAUUGUACAAUUUAAAACCUAGUUUUAUGUACCUAUUGUGUUUGUUUUGUUUUUUGAAGGGUUGGGUUGUUUUUAGUAAAAAAAAUAUAUAUAAAAAUAAGAUGUAUUUAUAUUUUUGUUUUUCAAUCUCUCUCAAAGUGGCAUUUAGUGCACCCACAUAAGUUGGGUUGCAAUUGUAAUUUACGCACACUUACCUGGGGUAAAUUUUCUACUCACCAGGGAUAAAUUUUCACUUGCCAAAGGCUUGUGGAGAGUGGAAAUUUUGUGCGUUCUACGUGUAUAUAAUAUAGAAUUUCUACAAGCCAUUGGCGAGUGAAAAUAUAAUUCUGGCGGUUUCAAAUACACCCCAGUGGGUAUGCAAAGACUUACAAUAGUAAAUAGCUUUUAAGCUCUUGCUAGUAGCAUUUCAAAUAUAAGGCCCUAUGUGUGUUUGUGUGAAUUGCUUAACUUUUGCUACUAGCCAGGCCGUAAAAGUUACUUGCAAUGCAAGCCAUUUAAUUUUAACAUGCCAGGGUACAUUUUCACUUGCCAAUGAGUAGUGGCAAGUGGUAAUUUUGAGCUACGUUUGUAUGUGUGUGUGAACUUACGACUGCUAUAGCAACCACAAUCAUUUUUAGGUUUAAUACCUCCACCUUACCAACUGAUGCGUCUUCAUGCUGAAGCUGAUUUCAUUGGCAUCCCAUCAGUGGCAAAAUAGUGUGAAGUCGCUCUACAUUCCUGUAUUCCUUUGACCAAGCAUGGGGCACAUAAUUAGAUUGUAACCUGCAUGCUCUGUAGUUGGCGAGAUGAAAAGCAGGAGAACCACUUGUGGAGGGAUCUCCUGCUUUCCAUAGUGAGCAUAGACCUCUGAUGGGUAAAUACUUGUUCACAGGACCUUAAUAUUCUUUUUACGCUGUCAAUUCUGGAAGCACAAUGUAUAGAUGUAGUUUUUACCUAUAUUAAAAAUAUGUAUUUAAUAACUGCUACACUUCUUAAUAGAUAACCAUCAAGGUAUUUUGUGUUUUCAACUCCCAUUUAAAAAAGAAAAAGUAACAUUGCCAGUAUAUUUAAAUCCACAUGUGUAAUCUUAUAGUUGUAGGAAACAAUGGGUAAUGAGAGGUUUAGUCUAUUGAGCAAGAAAUUGCAAUAAUGUGUGUUAUGUGUAAAUUUAAACCAGGCUACCAGAUUGCUAAAACCAACCUGUUGCAAACUACCCUACAAACUAAUUUUCCCAUAGUUUUUUAGUUUGGAAAUUCUGAGUGGAAAGCUAAUUCCUGUACAACCCAAAGUUUCUUCCUUUUUGUUACCCACAUAGAUGAAGGGUUGACAGAUGUUUGUUGAAUGUAGGAGCCAGACUGACCAUACUCAGGAAAAAAUAAUGUGCUCUCUGUACCAAAUCUAUUAAUACGUGAGGGCUUGGUACAGUAAAGUGGACAAAGAAUGUAAACUCUCCUAGCAUUAUGAAGGCGCCUCCUGGAAGAUAUUUGUCUUUUGUCCUUUUUUUUUUAAUUGAAGAUGAGCUAUUCAGAAUCCAUGUGUUGGAGCAAGUCUCUGUUUAUGUGAAAGCUUUUGACAAAAUAGAAUGCUAGGUGGAUAUGAACGCAGUGUUUAAUUGUUUAAAUUUUUGUAAUUUUUACAAAAAAAAUCUAUAGAUAUCUUUUGGGUUGCCAUUAUGAACACAUAUCCUCAUUUAAAAACUAAACUGGUGUGUGUGUGUGUGUGUACACAUAAUUUUAAAAAAUUAUUUAUUAUUAAAUGUACACAACAUGGGUGGCAUCACAUUCCUCUUUUUUCGCAGUCCAUCUACAUUUUCUUUUUCUGGAGAUGGCCAGGAAAGGAGGAUAAAUGUUUUUUUUUGGUUGUUGGGUUCCCCAUAUUUAAGAUACUUUUUACGUGAACCUAUCAAUUGUUACAUUACUUUCUGAAUUUACCAACUAUUUGUCUGCUGGAAUUAUGUUUGGGUUUGUGGGCUGCUAAAUAGUAUAAAGCCCUCCCCAUCCCCCAUUCUGUCCCCGGCUGUUGGAUUGGCUUGCUUUGGAACUCUUCCUCAAGAAUGGCACCCCUUCCUAGUGUUGCUGAUUUGCUCACUUUAUUGCCAACACGUUGGUGUCUAAUCAAAGUGAUGUUAAAGGGAAAAAAAAACACUUGGUUUUCAGUGAAUACUAUUCUACCUACUUACUCUUCCACCCCUACUCUUACCUUUUGUCUUUACCUUUACCUUUACCCCACUCCCUCUAGCAUGUAAGCUCAUUGAGCAGGGCACUCAACCCCUCUGUUCCUGUGCGUCCAACUCGUCUUGUUAGUCCACCCAUUGUACAGCACUGCGGAAUUUGUUGGUGCUAUAUAAAUAAUAUAUUAAUGGAAAUCGCUUUUAUUUCUCCCUUCAGUCCGUCCUUCGGCAUAGAAGUUUAUGCCGAAGAAUUGAUUGACAGGUGAGAGAGGGGCCUAUUUCCUCUUAAUUUUAUGCUCUUGCCAGCACAAUGGGUGGCUUUUUUUUUUUUUUUUACCAUGACAGUUACACUUUAAUGUUACAGGUCAGCAAGCUGCUCUAUGUGCUGCAGACAAAAUAUUAUUUUCCAGUUCGGCAUAAGCGCUUCCAAGUGACGCAGCCACUGUAGUUACUUGCCGUCUCUCUGGGAGUUUGGUGUAUUAAGAGAUGCCAUUAGGGAAAAUGUAGAAUUCUUGUUCUGCAGCUCUAAUGAAAUGCAUGUAGUUUGUAAUGUAAUUCAAAUGCUUUAAGAAAAUUCUUGCGGUCAGCUUUACUUGUGUGUUUAUUGCUGCUUUUAGAUAAACUGGAAUCUAUAAUUGAAUCUAUGUUGCUUACACAAAUCUAACUAUAGAAUAAAUGUUUAAUCAGUAGCUGCGGGUUCUUCCACACCGUUAUACCUUUUUGUUUUAAAGCUGGGAGGCAACAGCAGAGUAUGUUAAUAUUUAGUUACAUUACUGUGGCAGAAUUAGUUCACUGUAGUUACAGUGCAGUCCAAUCAUUUUUAUUUUAAAUAGCCCAGGAAAACUGAAGCUAAACUACAUUUUAUACAGACCCCAGCUUCACACGUUGCCAGCACCAUACUGAACUACUACGAAACACAUAGAAUGUUUACUCUUGGUUUUGUCUUUUAUUAGUAUUAUUAUAUAAAUAAUGAAAUGUAUUGUUGUUCCGCUGCAUUCUCUUCAACUUCUGGCGCUUCAGUUGCCCGGAGCCAACAACUGCUUUGUACUCACACGUGCGUGAGUACCGCGAGAUUGUGGGAUCCUCCAUAGAAAAAUGCUUAAUUUUUCUACAGCUGUCACUAGUGGUAGCUCUACCUUUUGUCAAGCAUAGUAAAAAAAAUAGUGGUGGCAGUGCCGCAUUAACACUGCUGUUUCCCAUCUUCAGACAGCAAUUUAAUGAGUUAUUUUAGUUUCAAAUAACACGUUUUUUUCUGUUAUGGUCAAGUAGUAUAUUACAGUAGUCCAAAAGUGUGUGUGUGUUUUUUUUUUUUUUUAAAUAAAUAUAUAUAACAGCUGACUAAUUUACAUGCUAAUGUCAUAGUUGAAUGCCUUCUUCCAACGAGGAUACCCUGAAAACUCAGGAACACUACUGAGUGGAUUUAUUCAAAACAUCCAAGUGGAUAACUUGGGAAUGUUCCAACACUAAACCAUGGCUUUGUCAAGCUCAAAUGAAAUACCAACCCAGUCAAUGAAACUGUAUCUUCAUGAAAUAAGUAGAAGUGAUAUAGCUGCAUAAGUCGAGGCUUUCAUUAAUUGCGAGCAACGAUGAGCUUAUUACUGAAGUACUAGUGUCCACGGAUCCAUUGCUGCUUCAGAUUAGACAACCUAUAUUUUUUUUUAUGUAUCUAUUUUUUUUAUUUUAUUUUUUUUGUUGCAUUGUGUGCAGGGGGGAAGGAUAUUCUUGUGUAUAUGACUGAAUUCCCAACCAUGAUAUAUACAGGUUUAUUUACUAAAAUAAGAAUGGUCAGGAAAGUAAAGUGAGUUUUUUUAGAUUAAUAUAACUACCUAGAGACAUAACAGAUUCCAAUUUUUCCAAUUAAACUAUUUCGGCUAUAAACUUGACAUUUUUGUUGAAUUCUUCAAUUCUCACUUUUCUAAAUAACCCUGUUUAUGUGCAUAUUGCUUUUAUAUAGUGAAUGAUCCAUGCAUGCCUUAAUUUCCGAUCUUCUGUAAAAACAUUUUUUUUUUUUUUUAAAUAUUAGGAGUUGAUCAUUCCAGAGCGCUACCUAAGGUUUUUAAUUAACUUUUUAAUUUUUUUAUUUAUUUAUUUUUGUUCUUCUCAAAAAGUAGCUACAAAGAUACUUAGAUAAAGGAUACACUGACAUAACAUGUUUACAGAAGUGCAAAAACAGAUAAAUAUGCUACCUUAAAGGACCACUCUAGGCACCCAGACCACUUCAGCUUAAUGAAGUGGUCUGGGUGCCUGGUCCAGCCAGUGUUAACCCAUUUUUUCAUAAACAUAGCAGUUUCAGAGAAACUGCUAUGUUUAUGAAUGGGUUAAGCCUUCCCCUAUUUCCUCUAGUGGCUGUCUCAUUGACAGCCACUAGAGGCGCUUGCGUGCUUCUCACUGUGAUUUUCACAGUGAGAGCACGCCAGCGUCCAUAGGGAAGCAUUGUAAAGCCGGCGGGGAGGAGAAGAGGAGGAUCGGAGGAGGAGAGCUCUCCGCCCAGCGCUGGAAAAAGAUAAGAUUUAACCCCUUUCCCCCUUCCAGAGCUGGGCGGGAUGGGGACCCUGAGGGUGGGGGCACCCUCAGGGCACUAUAGUGCCAGGAAAACGAGUAUGUUUUCCUGGCACUAUAGUGGUCCUUUUAAGGGUUGUGAUUUCAGGCAAAGCAUGGAGUGUUUGCUCAGCUAAAAACCACAGCAAAUUGUGCUGCAUUCAAGUUUUGGGCAAUUUUUGUUCAGUUGUUUUGAUAUUUUAAUAUGUUGAAAAAAAUAUGAAAAGUUUAUCCAAAAAUAUUAAAUCAUUUUGAAAUGCUUACCCAACAAUAUUAAAGGAUCACUAUAGUUUCAGGAAAACAAAGCGGUUUUCCUGACACUAUAGUGCCCUGAGGGUGCCCCCACCCGUGGCACUGAAGGGAUUGGUGACCUCUCCUCCCCCGCCGACGUCAACGCCCGAGUGGAGCGGAAUGCACAUGCGCGGCAAUGCUUUCCUAUGGACGAACAUUUGCAUCCAGUGUCGCAGUUGCGCCUCUAGCGGCUGUCAGGAAGACAGCCACUAGAGGUUGGCUUAACCCCUAAGCCAGUUUCUCUGAAUCUGCUAUGUUUACAUCUGAAGGGUUAAAACCUGAGGGACCUGGCACCCAGACCACUUCAUUGAGCUGAAGUGGUCUGGGUGACUAUAGUGUCGCUUUAAAUUGAGACCUUUGUAAGAAACCAUGUCUUCUCACCAGAUUUCCAAAAAAAUAAUAAAAUAGAGGUCCAGGCACUCCUUGGUUCAAGACAGAUACUUUAUUAAGAACCACAGCAGCAACGUUUCGACCCCAAAAGGUCUUUGUGAAGCUGAUACAUACAUCAAUUUUAUAAUAUAUAUAUAUAUAUAUAUAUAUAUAUAUAUAUAUAUCUAUAUCUCUCUCAAACUUUAAACAAUCACAAUUAUGAAAUACACUUGUGAAUCGGUAUCCUAAGCAAGUAGUUUAACAGCUGAAAGUAGUAUACUACUUAUCAGCAAUACUUAAUUAAUUGCAUUAAUUAGAAAGGGAAUCUAAUACUUAAUUGCCAAAAACAAACGAGCUUUGAAAGACUUAUUAAUUUGUUGAUACAGGAAAAAGAAUUGUAUACAUUUAUUUUAUAUGGAUACUGUCGUAAGAAAUGUGUGUGUGUGUGUGUGUGUGUAUAUAUAUAUAUAUCUCUAUAUAUCUCUAUCUAUAUCUCUAUCUAUAUAUAUCUCUAUCUAUAUAUAUCUCUAUAUAUAUAUCUCUAUAUAUAUCUCUAUAUAUAUCUCUAUAUAUAUCUCUAUAUAUAUCUCUAUAUAUAUAUAUAUAAUCUCUCUCUCUAUAUAUAUAUAUAUAUAUAUAUAUAUAUAUAUAUAUAUAUAUAUAUAUAUAUAUAUAUAUAUAUAUAUAUAUAUAUAUAUAUAUAUAUAUAUAUAUAUAUAUAUAUCUCUUUAAUGACAGGCUAAUAAACAUGCUAAGGGAACAUAUCUAGAUCGGGCUUGGAAUGUAGUCUUGUAAAACAGGUAAAAUAUCUAGACCGUAAAUAACUACUGAGAAUACCAGUAACGCUUGCUGGGGCAGCCUGCAACCACAGACAUGAGUGUAUGCUUAAAGGACCACUAUAGUGCCAGGAAAACAUACUCGUUUUUCUGGCACUAUAGUGCCCUGAGGGUGCCCCCACCCUCAGGGACCCCCUCCCGCCCAGCUCUGGAAGGGGUAAAGGGGUUAAAACUUACCUUUUUCCAGCGCUGGGCGGGGAGCUCUCCUCCUCUUCUCCUCCUCUUCUCCUCCUCCUGGGCUGAAUGCGCACGCGCGGCAAGAGCUGCGCGCGCAUUCAGCCCGUCGCAUAAGAAAGCAUUUACAAUGCUUUCCUAUGGACGCUUGCGUGCUCUCAAUGUGAAAAUCAGUGAGAAGCACGCAAGCGCCUCUAGUGGCUGUCAAUGAGACAGCCACUAGAGGAUUAGGGGGAAGGCUUAACCCAUUCAUAAACAUAGCAGUUUCUCUGAAACUGCUAUGUUUAUAAAAAAACGGGUUAACCCUAGCUGGACCUGGCACCCAGACCACUUCAUUAAGCUGAAGUGGUCUGGGUGCCUAGAGUGGUCCUUUAAUAAUUGUAUUACGGGUAAGCAUGGUUAUAGAAACACAACUAGGAGUGCAGGAAUUCCUGGCUUGCCCAAAGUGCAACUCGUAAUUUGCGUGGAGCAGAGAAGAGCUGAGCAAGUGAAAUAAACAGAACAGAGGCCUAUCACCCUGUAUAUAACAUAGUGUGCCAUGAGUUGCGCUAAACAAGAAUGGGGUGUAGCCUACAAGACAAGCCUGACCAGCGUGAGAUCCAUUCAGCCAAUACCCCGACUGGGCUCCUCUCUUUCAGGUAUGUGUGGGUGAUGUGAGAGGGCCCUUGUGAGGAAUCUCCUUGGCCCCAGGCAAAUUGCAGAGCCGGUACCGCCAUGUCACAAGCUCGGUAGCUACCAGAGUCCACGUCUCUCCCAUCCGGAAGGAUGCAGGUGGUCCUGUGUGCUUUGCGCUGUGGUCGCUGAGUAGACUUCGGUCUCUUUCGCCGGCGUGGCUUGUGCCUUGGGGUUGCUCCCUGGGUGGUUCUAGGCCCAGGUAGGCGUAGCGCAGAGUUGGCUGCUUUCUUGCAUGUCGAGUCGCUUAUGGAGUGCUCCGCAGGCCUCUUCUCACACAGCUUCCACUCUUUAGUCAGUGGGACUUGGUUAGCUGUCGCCAGCUUCAUCCGCUCCUCCAAAACAGCCCAGAAUCGGUUGAGUAUCUCUUCUAGUUUUCUCACGCUGCUAUGGGACCGAUUAGUUCCAAGGAGUGCCGCUUCCCGCGACGCUGCAUUACAUGCCUCCGCCAUUUUGUUCACUGCCGCACACCUCCUUCAGUAGAGCCUCUGAUUAAACGUCUGUGGCUCCGUGUGCCCUGAUGUUAAGCUCAGCAGGGACCGGGAUAACCCCCGCCGGUCCAGAGGUGGGGGGGGGGAGAAGCGGGUGCCCAACCACUUCUGUUUGCUUGGUCAGCGGGAGAUCGGCCGCGUCUCCCGCCAAAAGUCGUGAAAUAGGCCGUCGGAAGCUUUAGCGCCUCUAUGGCGCAUAAAAGUGUCGGGUUUUCUCUCUGUGAGGGGUCCCUGCACUCUCGGUUCGGUGUGUGCCGGUAUGUACUCUGAUCAGCAGGAGUAUCACCCUAUUUGAGGCAGGUAGGAUUAACAAGAUUGAGGAGCUCACUCAACCUGCAUCUGGCUCGUUCGGCGGUCAGGCCCAGCCCCCCUAUAUAUUAUUUUUAUAUGGAUACUCAAAAACAUCCAAGUGUAUAUAGGACAUAAAAUACACAUAUACACAAUAUUAAGAUAAGACCAGAAUAUACGAUUACAGAAAUUUCCACUAUCGAUUAGAAAUCCUUGAUCAAAAUCACGAAGUAUUGCUAUUAAGUAUCCUUAACACAGAAAAGUGUAUAUAGAAAAAUGACCUUAAAUAGGCUAUAACGACUCAUUUGGAGUCGAAGUGUAUAUAAUAUCUGCAUAAUGACUGUUGGACGGCACUGCUGAUUUUUGCAUGCCAAAUUAUUGAUUAUUGUAAACUGACUUUUUCAUGCCCCACCUAUUCUUCUUCUUUUAUUGGCGGGGUUAUUCUUAGUUUGCUUGAUCCUCUUAUAGCAAUAUUUGUGUGUGUGUGUAUAUAUGUAUGUAUGUAUGUAUGUAUGUAUGUAUGUAUAUAUAUACCCAGACUCAGAAUUGCAGUAAUUAAGCAUUCUCAUGCGGUUAUGUAAAUGUUGGUUUUGGAAUUUCAAAUGUUGUUUACUGCAAUUUUGGAUGUGUUCUAACACAAGGACAGCCAUCGCCUGCCCUCAUUAUAGAUGCAGAGAAAGGCAUACUCCUGGACAGGAAAGUAUUUUGGCCUGGACCCGGGAAGACUAAUUGGAGGGCAAGAUUUACAGCUCCCUUAUUUCCCCAACACUGCACGCCAGGUACUAUCCAGCAUAACUGCAGCCCUUCUCUUCUCUCGAAAGAUACACAUGAAUGUAAUAAAAUAUAUGUAGAGUGAGCACAUAACCUUGACAGUGCCACCCAAAACCUAAACAUGCCAUUGCUUAUGGGCUGCUGGUUGGCUGUUCAUCUAAAACACAUUGCAUAAAUGCAUACAAUGCUGCACCAAUGCUAUUUUAAUUUGAAGCUAAAAAAUACCCUGCUCCAUAUACAAAUUGUAUAUAGAACGGUGUGCUGUUUUAUGUAAAUGUGCAGAUGCUUAAAAGUUAAGGCUAUAUGAAUCCCAAGGAAAAUGCAGUACAUUUAGUGUGAUAUAUGAAUUCAUCAUCAUUUGUGAGAAGAGAGAUAUCAUAACAUAUUGUUUAGUGUGGAGUUUAGGCAUUUUGUCAACAUACCGCCAUGUACUUCAUAUCCACUUAAUAUAUAACAAUUCAGUGGUUAUGUGGUUUGUAUUACAUUUGAUGUUAACAUAAGACAUGCAAUGUUGCCAGAUCUGGAAAGUUGUUCUUCGACUGAAAAUUAACUUUUAGAUUUGAUAUCAUCAUUCAGUGUUUCAGGGCUGCAUCCGUGGGGUGGGAAAAUGCCUUAGAAUACUGACAAUUAAAGGAUCCGUAGAGAGAACACGCUUCUUAAGGGGUUUUCAUUAGUUGGCAAAACACUACUACUCCAGCCCCUGGGAAACUGCUACUUCUAAAGAUAUGACUUGGUAUCUGGCAAGCUACUGACUUGGGUUAAAGGUCAGUGUCUGGGGAUUCCCACUGACCUUUUUCUAGUGCUUUUGACAUGACUGCAGCCAAUUUUAACUCCUGGAGAGCUGACAUGCGGAUUGAAGCAGAUUGAAGGGGAAUAUAAUAACCAUUUUUUUUCCCCGCUCUUAAAUGCAGCUACACACAUUUGGGAAAUGUAAUAAUUUUGUUUAUUAAGGAAUAAGUUCUCCUUCACACGUGUGUUUUUGUGUAUGUAAGAAAAGACUUGGCAAUUAUCCAAAAACUAAAAAAGACAAGCUUAGUGGCAAAACAAUUUUUAAUAGUUCCGGAUAUUUUGUGGUAUUAGUUUCGUAUUAUUUUAGCAGACAGAGUAGGACCUGCCAAAGAUGGGGUACAUUGGCGUUGUGGCAGGCUUAUGCAAUGUAUGAUCAUAUACUGUAACUAAACCCCCAUUCAAUUUUUUUUGCCUAGAUUAGGUGUUUUUAAUAAAACUGAAAAAUGUUCAGCACUAAAAUGACUGUUUAGUAGAUAAGCGAGUGCGCUGGAUUUUCAUUUUUACUGUACUUAUUGGCCCCCAGCAGCACCCUAAUUUAGCAUGUGUAGGUGAGUGCAGCCAAACCCUUAUUUUCUCAUUAUUUUUGUAUAACACCCAGUUCAUCGUUCUACUUCUCCUGCUGCCUUUCGCUAUAUAUUUUUAGUAAGUGUGUAUGAUUAAAGAAAAGAUAGAUAAAUAAAAAAAAAUAUAUAUAUAUAUAAUAUAUAUAUUCCAUAGCAUACACACCAGGGGUAACUAAAUUUUCACUAGCCAAUGGCGAGUGGAACAUAUGAUAUCAAAUAUAUAAAGUGUGUGUGUGUUUCUGACAGAGUUUUUGUUGACUUUGUACUGUUUAACGUUAGAUGUUUACUAUGUGAAUUUAAAACAAUAUACUCAUUGAACCCUGAACUAAACAAAACGUGUACGAUUUAUUUAUGUUUUUAAAUUGCUUUUGUUUGAUCUCUUGAGACAGUUUAGAAAUUCAGGUUUCCUAGCACGGAUGUCAUAAACCAUGCUAAUACAAAAAGAGAGAUGUAUGGUUUUGAAGGAAUUAUCUAUGAAAUGACAUAAUAGCAUAAGCCCUUAAAGGAACCCUUUCUUGUAUAUACGGUUCUACCUGUGCACAUUAUAUAAAAAGCAAUAAAUACAUUGUUUCAGUUUUGUCUCUGAGAGACAUGAGUUUUGUUAGUGUAGUUUAGGAGCAAUGGAAAAAUAAGCCGUAAUCAUGGCAACAAAAACCUGUCCGUAAUAAAUGGCCACAAAACAAUUACAUUUGUAAUUUCAGCCUCUGGGUUAGGAGUGAAGACUAUCAGGAAAAACUUUUUUUCUUUUUUCUUUCAGGUGAGUUGUAUACUUCAACAAUCAAUGUGUUUUUGAAAUUGUCUCAUUUAUUGUUAAAUCUCCCCUCCAAUAAUAUUGUAAAGCACUACGGAAUUUGUUGGCGUUGUAUAAAUGUCAAUAAUUAUAAUUGAGAAAAGAAGCCUUUGGCAGCCAUGGGGACAUUACCAUCCUGUCCUAAUACAGUGUCCUCUUAUGAAAUAGGCACUUUAAUAAAACAAAAGUAAGGGCAAAAUCUUAAACAAUCCCUAAAGCACUUUAGCAAGCAAGUGCUUAAGGGGUCUGGAGUAACUAUUUUAAUGAGAAUAAAUGCUUUUUUUUAUUACUAUUAAAAAAAGCAGGAUGAUUAAAAGAAAAAAAUAAUGUACUUUCUUUUAUGCAGAUUUAUGAAGUUUUUAAAAAUUAGGACUACCUGUUUUCAUGUACCAGACAUAUCGAGACCUUGUAGCUCAAGUAUCAAAAAUUGAAGAAGCUACUUUAGUUGAUGUAUUGAAUACGCUGUACUUUUAUCAAGCAUGCUACUACUAUUCACACUGCAUUUUAUGUUGCCAUUGUAACAAAAUACUUAAAAAUAAUAAAAAUUAUAUUUUCUUUAAUUUUUUUUUAUUUUUAGGAGUGAUUCAUUCUGCAAUUUAUUUAUCAAUUUUUGACAAUAAUUUCCUCCUCCCCCCCACAAUACAGGAGGAAACAUGCUUACAAAAAUUCUCAAAAUGUUACAUGUCUAGCAGUUCUGCACAGUAUUUUAAACUUUAAAAACCGUUAAUAAAAUAACAUGGGUAUGCUUUUAAAGGACCACUAUAGUGCCAUGAGGGUGCCCCCACCCUCAGGGUCCCACUCCCGCCAGGCUCUAGGGGGAGGAAGGGGCUAAACUUACCUCUUUCUCCAGCGCCGGGCGAGGAGCUCUCCUCAUCCUUCUCUUCCCUCUUCUUCCGUCACCGGCUGAAUGCGCAUGCGCGGCAAGAGCCGCGCACGCAUUCAGCCAGUCCAUAGGAAAGCAUUAUCAAUGCUUUCCUAUGGACGCUGGCGUCUUCUCACUGUGAAAAUCACAGUGAGAAGCGCGGAAGCCCUCUAGCGGCUGUCUAUGAAACAGCCACUAGAGGCUGGAUUAACCCAUAGGUAAACAUAGCAGUUUCUCUGAAACUGCUAUGUUUACAGAAAAAAGGGUUAACCCUAGAUGGACCUGGCACCCAGACCACUUCAUUAAGCCGAAGUGGUCUGGGUGCCUAUAGUGGUCCUUUAAAGGUACACUAUAGUCACCAGAACAACCACGUUCAUGUAGUUGUUUUGGUGAAUAUAGCCUGUCCCUACAGUUUUUUUUUUUAUUUAUUUUUUUUUACGAAAACACUGCCUUUUCAGAGAAAACAUAGUGUUUACAUUAUUGCCUAGGAACACCUCUAAUGACAGUAUCUCAGGCGGCCACUUUGAUUCAUUGAUUCAAUGCAUCUCUAUGAGGAGAUACUGAUUGGCACAAUGAUCUCUGCCAAGGAGGCGGAGCAUGGCUGAAGGGUGUGUCUUUCUGUGAGUGUGUGUUUGUGUGUUUAGGUUACCUGCCCCCCUCCAAUCACAUGGUAAAGGUGUUUUUACUAUCUGUUUUUCCUACGCUGUGUUGGUCUCUGCGUGGCUAGCCCCACCUCUACAGUUGAGAUAGAUCUCAGCCAAUCCAAUGCUUUCCCCAAAUAGGAAAGCAUAGGGAGACUAUUGCACGUGCGCGUCAAAAAGACAUACUGCGCCAAUCAACAUCUCCUCAUAGAGAUGCAUUGAAUAAAUGCAUCCCUAUGGGGAGCAUUCAGUGCCUAAAUGGAGAUGCUGAACGUAGGUGCUGACCCAGGAAGCACCUCUAGAAGUCGUCUGAGUGUCUGUUACUAGGCAACAAUGUAAACACUGCCUUUUGUCUGUAAAGACAGUGUUUACAUUGAAAAGCCUGACUAUAGACACCCGAACAAAUACAUUAAAGGACCACUAUAGGCACCCAGACCACUUCAGCUCAAUUAAGUGGUCUGGGUGCCAGAUCUCCCAGUUUUAACCCUGCAGCUGAAAACAUAGCAGUUUCAGAGAAACUAUGUUUACAUUGCAGGGUUAAUCCAGCCUGUAGUGGCUGUCUCCGAAUAAAUAAAUAAAUAUCAUAAUAAUAAUGUGGGACCAUCUUACUACACCUGGAACUCUAGGGCUGUAUAUAUUUAAAGAUACAGGCCAUUGAUGUCUUGUAAUAAUAAUAAUACAAAGCUUGCUGGCUGUCUGGGUGGCAAUCAGUGAUUCUCUGCUAUGCCCUUCCCUAACAGAAUAAUAGAUGGGGCAUGGUUACGAAUAUUUUUUUGUAUUUAAAAAAAAACUAAAAAAAACUUCUUACUGGAGUUGCAUAAUGGCUGUACCUGUGACAGGCACGGGUAAUCACCUAUUACAUGUACAUCACAUCAUGAAUGUAUCCCUGAAUAUCAAUGCACAGCAUUCUGAAAGGUCAGCAUAUUAGAGCUCAGGAUGAAGAAAAGGUAGAAAUGGAAAAAAAGCCCUCUCAAGGCAAAUAUGGGCUGUUUACAGAUCGUUGCUCCUCUUUUAUCUACAUUUACCAUUCUGCGCUAUAUGGUCUUUAACAGCCGCUUGUAAUACAGAUAUCCGUCCCACCUCUUUUACAUCCCAUAAUGUGUGACGGUUUGGUCCCAAGGAAUGCUAAAUGAUGGUCACCUGUAAAUUAGCCUGUGUGGACGUGGUAAUCACAAUGUCUAACAUAUUAUGGAAUUUUCAGAUCCUGUAUAUCUAAUUUAUUGCUUUAGAUCUCAAUUCAGUAAAAUAGGCAAUGUUCAUGUUUAGUAAUCUUUAUAUAUAGUCUUUAGUCACAUUUUUGCAUUGGCUGUUUUGAAUGGUGGUGAUUAAUGAUUUUUUUUUUUUUUUUCGACAAUAGGGUAUGCCAUUAAAUAGUAAGCCUAAUUUGACUGGUUUAAAUCUAAAAGAAGGUAGCCCUCUUAUGAUCGAUUUUAGUCAUUCACCACAAUUUUGUUUUAUGGGAACAAAAAGCUAAAAAUGUGAUGUUUACUUUUUUAUUUUAUUUUUUUUUAAAUCAUUUGUAUUGUAAUCUUUUCAGUUGUCAAGUGCCUUGAGGUCAGAAUCUGUCAGAGUUCUGAAGUAUUCCCCUGUAGCUUAAGAGGUGCAGUCAUCUUACACGAUUCGUCAUCCGCGAUUUCUGUUUAAAGAAAUACAGCUAAAAACGAAUUCCUCUGCUGCAACCAGGGCUCAAAAUUUACUCUAGUCAUUGGAGUGUAAAAAUUAAAGGGCCUUGUUGUGGCCAAAACCACUUUUGCUCUUCUUAAAGAGCAUCAAAUUUCAUGUCUACAUUAUGCUACAAAGACUCUCUCAAUUAUGCGGCAUAGACGCUCUGUUCUCCAUGCAUAGCAUCCCCAUUACAUGCUUUGUGGUUGCUAUGGAAACUCUCUACCCGACACUGCUAGUGCAGACUAGGGAGUAUAGUUACAGAAUGAUUGACGUCAACCCAUUCAUUUGCCGGCAUGCCAACAAUUGCGUAGGUGUGUCAGUGUUAUGGUGAAGGCUUGCCCUGUUUGAGGUAGUGUCCCUAAGCAGUUUAAAUCAAUAGAGACCCUGGGUAGUGAGGGUGUACUGGAUGAUAAUUACAAUGUGGCGCGGAAUUGGAGCAUUAAGGCCCUGGCUAGUGGAAAUUUACCCCUUGUAAGUAUCCAAUGGACUCUUUGGGGUUGCGAGCAGCGUUCAAGGCCUGGCUAGUAGCACAGGACUUGAAAUUUGAAGCCCUGGCCGCUAUAAAAAAAAAAAGCGGUCACAUAGCCGCAAUAGGCGUCCAUAGUGUUGCCUGCAGGAGGACUGCCUGAACUGACCAGCAAUCUACCUGCUAGUGAAAAAGUAAAAAAAAGUGUGUGUAUAUGUGUAUGUGUGUGUGUGUAUGUAUAUAUGUGUGUGUGUGUGUGUGUGUGUGUGUGUGUAUAUAUAUAUAUAUAUAUAUAUAUAUAUAUAUAUAUAUAUAUAUAAAAAAUACAUUUUUUUAAAGAAAUAAUGUAAAAAAAAUAUAUGUAAUUUUAUUCGAACUGUAUUUUGAUAUUAAUAUUCACUUCGAAAUCUAUAUAUGUGUGUAAAUUAAUGUCAAAUACACAUGUCCUUAUACACAAUUACAUACAUAAUUUCUUAUAUACAUAUAGACUUCAAAUAUAUAAAUAUGUAUAUAUAUUUAAAUUCUACAUGCAUAUUUAUGUGAUAUUUUUACAUAAAUAAUUUUAUUGAUUGCAGUUUGGGGACCUGCCUGAUAACCCGGCAGAAAGUCCAGAGAAUUCAAUUUGCUAGCACUAUAUUUAACCCUGUAACUUUCCAAGCCACCCUAAAACCUGUACAUGGGGGUACUGUUUUACUUGGGAGUAAACAUAUAUAACAGUAAAACAUAUCACAGCGAUGAUAUUGUCAGUGAAAAUUACAUUUCUUUGCAUUUUUCACACACAAACCACACUUUCACUGAUAUCAUUGUUGUAAUAUGUUUUACUGUUUUGAAACACUAAUAUUUGUGUUCAGUGAAGUCUCCCGAAUAUAACAGUACUCCCCGAUGUACAGGUUUUAUAGUGUUUUUGAAAGUUACAGGGUCAAAAAUAAGGUGUAAUUUUCAGUUUUUUUUCACAUUGAAAUUUGCCAGAUUGCUUAUGUUGCCUUUUGAGAGCGUAUGGUAGCCCAGGAAUGAGAAUUACCACCAUGAUGGCGUACCAUUUGCAAAAGAACAGUAGCCACUUAGUCACAAACAUUGGCCAAAGUUAGCGUUCAUAAUUUUUUUUUUUGCAUUUUUAACACACAAAUAUAAUUGUUAACUUUGGCCAUUGUUUGUGACUAAGUGUCUACUAAGGACUGGACAUACCCCAUAUUGAAUACCCUGGGUUGUCUACUUUAAAAAAAUAUGUACAUAUGAGGUGUGAUUCAGAGAUUUAUGACAGAUAAGUGUUACAAAUGUCACUAUUUAUACAUUUUCAAAAUAUAGAUUUUGAAAUAUUUUGUACUUAUUGCUCUAUAACAUGCAAAAAAAAAGCUAAGGACAUGUUAACAUUGGGUAAACUCAGGACAAAAUUUAGAAACUAUUUAGCAUGGGUGGUUUUUGGCAGUUGUAGAUGCGUAACAGAUUUUGGGGGUCAAAGUUUAAAAAAGUGCGUGUUUUUUAAUUUUGAAAAAUAAAUAUUUUUUUUAUUUUUUAUAUAUAGUAAAUUCUAUAUGAUUAUAAUGGUAUCUUUAGAAAGACCAUUUAAUGAUUAAAAUGACUCCUCACUUACUGACCGGGUUCCAUUCCUAUGACCUGGUCGUAGAACGAAUUGGUCGGUAAGUGAGGAGUUAAGGGAUUCCCUGGUCUGGUGCGUUUGUCUAUAUUCGGGGAUGUUUCCCCAAACAUAGACAUGCACACCAGAGUAGGGAAUCCCUUAACUCCUCACUUACUGAUCAAUUAGUUUUAAAUUUCCCCGAAGAUCUAUUAGAGGGAUUCCCUGCUCUGAUGCGUUAGCCUGUGUUCGGGGGAAGUUUCUCCGUACAUAGACAAACGCAUCAGAGCAGGGAAUCCGCAUGACUGCUCGGACUUACUACUGGUCGUAAGUGCGAGCCGUCAUAAUACAGGUAAGUUGCAAAACGAAGACCACCUGUAUAAUAUGUGUGGGUACAGUAAAUGAGUAAGAGGAAAAUUACAGCUAAACACAAACACCGCAGAAAUGUAAAAACAUCCCUGGUCCUUAAUGGUAAGAAAAUGAAUCACUAAGGGGUUAAUUUACUCAUUUUGGUCGGUUUUUUUUUUUUUUGGGUAGUAGAAUUUUCCUUUUUUUUUUUCAGUAUGAGUGAUUAGUCUAUUCAACUGGAAAUAGUUCACCUUGCAAUAAUUUAUGCAUUGUAUGUUCUAUGGAUUCUAUGUAUUUCUAAUGGAAUAUAACAAAAUGAGUUCUCAUAUAGCUGUUAAAUCUGAAACGCUAUUCUAAAUAUUUAUCUGGUAGCAAAUAUUAAAGAUAAGAACCCUCAUGAAUGAAUCAUUACGAUUAAAAAAAUCUUGAUUUAAAUAAAGUCUUGCUGUCAGGUCGUUAAAACAAAUCCAUCCUGGUAAUUUCUCAAAAAAAAUCUGAUAUUUUGUAUGAAAAUCAGUACAAACCUAGAACCAAAAGGAUUUUGGUGCCCAAAGGUUUGCUCAAAUCAUCCUAAAAGGACGUGCUUGACAUCAGUUGUAGUUUCACAGCAAAUGAAAAGCUACGUAGGCCAUAGCUGAACUGUAGUUUCAUUGAUUUUAGUCUGUUAAUUUAAGCUUGGUGGCUCUAGUUAUGGUAUUGAUUACCUUGCAUUUGCUAAAAAUAACUGUUUUGUAUUCUGGGCACUGGCUCUUUGAAUAAUAGGGUGUAUCUACAGUUAAAUCUCUGCAACUGCCUGAUUGAAAAUACCGGAUUUGUGAGUUUACUUUACAGAAUAAUUACUAAACCUUACUUUUUAAAAUUUGGUGUUCUAGAAAGGGGAACCGACUCUAAAUGUAGUCUAUUGUGAUGAGUUGGGGAAAGAAAAAGGCACCAUAUUGGAAUUUCAAAAAUUACAACCUCUCUCUUGGUUGUAGUGUUUUACAGUAAAUUUCUUUCCUUAUUCCAUACUCAUUCCAUACACCUAAUCUUUUUACCUCUACACUAACCAUCAACCCAUACAAUGCCUAAACACAUACACUAUCCCUAACCUAAAUAUAUAAGUUAACAUAAAGGAUUGAUCACGCCAAACCAUGUAUUGGGGAGUAAUGCCAUCUUGGGGUUCAUUAUAAACCACUCACUCUUCUCUUUGUGUGUGUUGUGGUUUAUGGUAUUAUUUUCAUGCUCUUCACUUUUGCAUCUCCUACUCCUUCUGUCUUUCUAGUAAAAUAAACAUAUGAAUAAAAAAAAGUGUGUAUUUAAUUUCCCUUUUUAAUAGUGUCAUGGUUUAGCGUAAAACAUUAAAAUAGUAUGUUUAUUAAUAUUUGUAUUUACUUUCCGCACCAUAAAACAAACAGAUAAACCCCCAAAAAGAACUCUAUAAACUGGCCAAAUAUAUUUGCAAUCUAAUCUGCAUUAGUAAGCUCUGCAGAUGGCUGGCUCUGCUUCCUGUUACUUGUAAUAAUGUCAGUGUGCCCUUGAGGACAAUAAAAUCUAGCCGGUCACCAAUCUCCAGUUUUUAGAAACUGGAUAAAAGUGAAACGGUGGAUUUUCGGCAAUACACCCUUCCUAGUUUUGAAUGAGACUAAUACUGGUAGGAGAAGCAAGGUUUAAUUUCCAAAUUAAAGGAACACUAUAGUGUUAAGAAUACAAAGCUGAAUUGCUAAUGCUAUAGUGUCCCUCUUCCCCUGCCCAUGCAAAGAGAUAAACCCUUCCUGGAUUCCAGCGCCAAUAUCCCACGGCACUUGGUCAGGCUCCUUUUACUUCUCAGAAGUCAGACCUUGGGGGUAGAACCGCAUACGUGGCGAUCCAUUAGGCCUUUCCUAUAGGAAUCUCCAUGAAACUUCAGUGAGCACCUCUGCUGGCUGUCUGAUGGCAACUUUAUUUUCCUGGCACUAUAAUUUCUAUUUAAAGGACCACUAUAGUGCCAGGAAAACAUACUCGUUUCCUGGCACUAUAGUGCCCUGAGGGUGCCCCCACCCUCAGGGUUCCCCUCCCGCCCGGCUCUGGAGGGGGAAAGGGGUAAAAACGUACCUUUUUCCAUUCUGGGCGGGGAGCUCUCUCUGCCUCCUCCCCUCCUCCGAUCUGCCCUGUCGGCUGAAUGCGUACGCGUGGCAAGAGCUGCGCGCGCAUUCAGCCGGUCGCAUAGGAAAGCAUUCAUAAUGCUUUCCUAUGGACGCUUGUGUGCUCUCACUGUCAUUUUCACAGUGAGAAGCACGCAAGCGCCUCUAGCGGCUGUCAAUGAGACAGCCACUAGAGGAUUUGGAGGAAGGCUUAACCCAUUGAUAAACAUAGCAGUUUCUCUGAAACUGCUAUGUUUAUAAAAAAAUGGGUUAACCCUAGAAGGACCUGGCACCCAGACCACUUCAUUAAGCUGAAGUGGUCUGGGUGCCUAGAGUGGUCCUUUAAGGAAACAGGGACACUGCACCCAUACCACUUCAGGUGGUCAUUUAAGGUUCCACAGGCCAUACAUUGAAAGAGUAAGUCUAAAAAACUUGAACAUGUAAAAUGAAACAUUCUAUUGUUUUCUUCUCUUAUCUAAACUCUGCUCAUCGUUUCAGAAUGCCUUAUGCGAUGCCAUUAUGUGUUUAGAUAUAAACAAACUUUAUAACUUGGUUUCAAAUUGUUACCUUAUUGGAUCUCUUGUUUCUCACAUUAAAUCAGAUCGGUAUUUGGUUUUCCUUCUGGCAGUUUUGGACGCUUUAAUUACUUUUUUUAUUUUAAAGACUGUACUGUCAUAUUGCUCAAACCAUGUGUUUGUCACAUUAUUAUGCUUAAUUGCUUUUCACCCUUAAAAUGCAUAUUAUGAUUCCAACCAAUACAUAUACUAACCUCCUAUAAUAAUGUUGUUGGUUUAACAGACACUUAGUCACACUAAGAACUAUAACAACUUAGCAUGAUUCGUGAUUUGAUAGUGUACAGAGUACUCUGCAUUCACUGUAAUCGGUGAGAUUGACUUAAAACGGCAGCAAUUCAUAAAAACUCACUGCAGCUGUGAGCCAGGCAAUCACUAUUUGGGAUGUCUAACAUAUUUUGUUUUCCCAAGGCUUUGUGCAUGAAGGAGCCGAGCUUUGGCCAACUUGUGAGGGGUCUGUGGCUCCACUUUUUACAAUUGUUAUUUAUAUAAUGCCAAUAAAUUCCUCAGUGCUGUACAACUGUACACUGAUCACUGCAUAAAGCCCAGUUAAACGAACAGUGUUGGUAAACUGAUAUCAGCCGCAACCUUUGUCAUGAGUGAGACAGCUUGUUUUUUAUGAUAAUGUACUUCGUUAUCCAAGCACUAUGACCACUUUAGUGAUUUGAAGAGGUUAUGACGCCUGGAGUCCGUCACUAUAAAAUGCUGUACAUACAGAUUUUAAACUAUCUCCUGCCUGAGGAAGUGUAACGCCACAUCCAGCAGCGUCAUUGGAUAUCAUCAGUCAGACUGGAACUAGAGUUUUAUACGAAUUGCCCCUUUACUGGGGAUGGAUGAUGUAACCCUUUAUAACGUAUAAAAAUAGGUGGUCAUUAUUACCCCAUAAUAUUCCCUUAAAGGAACACUAUAGUGUUAGAAAACAUGUCUAUAGUGUUACAAACCUGUUCCUAACGAUAUAUUGUUGGACUACCUAUUUAAGUCCCCGGCCCCCAUAAAAUAGAGUACAUAGGUGGCUUAUUAACGUUUCUCCAUCGCUGUGCUGGUCUCGCCUCCAUGGCUGAGAUCUUCAGUCUUGACAAUGUCAUCCAAUCAAUGCUUUCCCAUAGCAUGCAAGGCAAAACACAUUGAUGCACUAAUCGGCAUCUCCUCAUAGAGAUGCAUUGGCUCAAUGCAACUAUAUGGGGAAGCAUUCAUGCACAGCCUCUAGUUGCUGAAUGUCGGUGAUGCACACAGUGCAGCACUGACUCAGGAAGCACUUUUAGUUUCCAUCUAAAUGACUGCCACUAGAGGUGUUACUAGGCAAUAAUGUAAGCACAGUGCUUACAUUGCUCAGACUGUAGGGGCAUGUUGUUGACACCAGAACCACUACAUUAGGCUGUUGUGGUUCUGGUGACUAUAGUGUCCCUUUAAAUGGUAAUCUGCAGCCUCGGUAUUGCACACCACUGCAAACUAGUAUAGCAAACUAACCAGACAUGCAUAUUGGGGAAAGAGUUAACACACAGAAAUGAAUAUUGCACUGCAUGUCCAGCAAGAAAGCAACAUGUACAAAUGUCAUAUUUGGUUCAGCUUCCAUACCCAUCUCUAAUUUCUAUUUUGGCUAGCUGUCUGCCAUCUAUUACACUCUGUGAUUAUAAUUUUUUUAUUUUUUUUAUUUUAUUAAAGCUCUCUGCAUGGGAGGUUAGUUACAUUUAAAACUGAUAACAUUUUUUACAUAUGGUGAUUGACAAGUGUAGACACAUGACCGGUACUCUCCAUUUACAUUCUCCAUUGAAAAGAAAUCCCUUCUAGUACUCAUCACUUCCGGCAACUAGCACCUAACUCCCUGGUGUUUGCCAGUUUACGACCAGACUGGGAUAUGUACUUUCAGGUUUAUUUCAUCAGAUUCCUGCUGAGAGCCUAGCUAGGUAAUGCUGAUUACCCAUGGGGGGGGUCCACUGUGGCUCGGCAGAAAGUCUUUGUGUGAUCUGUGUUCAUCUUUGCUGGAAUUGAUAAUUCACUUGUAAAAUUCCAACUUCUAUUUGUAUUCAGUUUGAAAAAAAUUAUGGACACAUUUGAAUUAAUUUGUUAGGCAAAAUUGUUUAGGACCGUUGACUUUGGCCUGCAAAAACAUGCCUUUUAAUGACUAAAAACGUACACCUUCCCUUUUUCUCAACGUUAACACCACGGUACAGCAGUUUUUAAGGCCUUGGAUGAACUAAUUAGAUUAAGCAAGAAGCUUUCCUUAGAUAAUCAUUUAGGGAGCCAUUUCUUAUGCUAGAGCUCGGCUGCUGAUAAUGUGCAGUUGAAGGUCAAAUGCUUAGCAGAGAAUAGCAGCAGCCGAGGCUUAAUCUCAGUCAGGCAGUGGUUUAAAAUUACUUAACCAUUGGCUUUUACAGAUUCAUGUGAAUCUGAGCUUUCUGAGUUUUUUUUUUUUUUUUUUAUAAAUGCAGUGGUGUGUGGUCAAAAUAAAUGUCCGUCUUUAAAUGCUCUGAGAAUAAAUGUGCAGAGAUUGGAUUGUGCAUGAGGUUAGUGUUUGCUUCCAUGCUUCUCAUAGGGCAAGUGUUUAUUUCCUGGUGUAAGAUGAUACUGGGAUAAAUUGGGAGAUUCUGCAUGGGAACCUCUAGCCUCUCUCCUUACAUCAUUGUCGCAAGGUUCAGAUACAGACAGACCUUUGGUGUCUUUGUGUGUAUCUAUUUUGAGCUGUGCCUGACAACUUAGGGUGGAUAUUUAGAAAGCUUGUCAUGAAAACUACCACAUUCAGUGAGGUCGUCUUUCUUGAGAGUCUGGAACUUGGAAAAUCAGACACUGAGGCCAUGACUAUUUAAAAAAAUAUUUGUAAAAUUAUUUGCUUCAGUGUGUAGCUAGUUCAUAGAAAAUACAAUGGUUGUGUAGUUCUGUAUUUGUAACCGUUUUGUAUUUUAAAGGGACACUAUAGUCACCAGAACAACUACAGCUUAAUGUAGUUGUUCUGGUAAGUAUAAUCGCUCCCUUCAGGCAUUUACAUGUAAACACUGCCUUUUCAGAGAAAAGGCAGUCUGUACAUUGCCCCUAGGGACACCUCCAAGUGGCUACUGAAGGGGCUUCCUGGCUCAGGGCUGCACAGUAAGCAGCCCUGCCGUUCAGCGUCCCCAUGCUCUGCAUGGAAACGCUGAAUAUUCCUCAUAGAGAUGCAUUUAUUCAGUGCAUCUCUAUGAGGAGGUCCUGAAUGGGCAAAAUGGCAUUUGGCCCUGCCCCAUCGCGAUUUCCGCCAAUUCAAUGCCUUACAUAUGGGAAAGCAUUGGAAUGGCAAAAAAUCUGCCAUUUUGAUGAUGUCACAAAGGGGGUGGGAUGGACAAGCCACCUAUAUGGUGGGAAUAGCACUAUAGGGGCAUGAAUAUAUGUUUGUGUUCCUGACCCUAUAGUAAUUCUUUUAUGUGUUGGCUGCACUUAGGGGGGAAAAAAAUCAAGUGGUAAAGAUAUGUUUAAGGCAUGCAAUGGUUUUUAUAUCUGUGCUCAACAAACCACAUGGCCAUCCUACCUUUAAAAAAAAUUAGCUAGUAGUUCCUAACAUGUUUGAGUAUUUUUGAAGCAUCUUUGUAGCAGUACCUCACCCCUUUACUCUGUAAGAAGUAAAUUUGGCUCUUAAAUAUGUAUCUGUUCAGGAAAUCCUCAUAUAUUUUUGAACUCAUUGCUUUGUAACAGGCCAAUUAUAAGUUUAGAUAUAGACUAUGUGCUGGAAGAAUAUAUACAUUUAAUAUUCCCACCGUUAAUUAUUUAAGGCACUCUCAUCAACACCUCAGAGGAACACAUUUCUCUGUCAAGAUACAAUUGUGUUCCUAUGUAUGUGCAGUAGAACUUUAAAUGGUAUCUAUCCUCUACUCACCCGUUACACAGUAACAUUUGCAGGAUUUAAAUAACUAUUGGUCAGUUACAUAGCAUAUUUCUGUUAAAAGCACAAAAGUCUCCAGUGUAGGAUAAAAUCUUAAAGUGGCACUGUCAUGCCGAAUCUUGUUUUGUUUUUUUUGUUUUUUUUAACCCCCCUCCGGCCUCAACUAUCUCUGACACUCUAGUCACCCCCAAAUGCCCCUAAGCCCCCCACAUUACCUAUUUUUUCUUCUUUAUUUUCUGUCCCGAUCUUGAUUCAGGGCGCAGCCAUCUUUGUGUGGGUAGAUGAAGUCCCUGUGGGACACGUCAUCAGCCCACACUAGACAGACUGUGAGAUUCCCGCACAUGCCCAGUGAAACACCUGGACAUGCGAACGGGAAUUUCAUCUAUUCAUUCAUUCAUCAGACAACGAAUGAGUGUAUAGAAAUAUCAGCCGAACAAACUAACACUGUGUAUCAGUGUUUGUUUGUUCGUUCAGUUUAUUACAAGGAGGGAGCUACCGGCACGCAGCUCCCUCCUUGUAAUAUGUAACCAUAGAAGUGGCAGGGAGCAGUGCUCCCCUCCACUUCAUAAGCCCCCAGGUCCCCCCUCACUCUAUGGGGUUCAAUAUGAGGGCGGGGGGGGGAGGACAGUAGGUCCCCCCCUCAUUAUCUUUAUGGCCCCCACCCGCUGUCCAGGGUGGGGGCCAAUAGUUUUUUUUUUUUUUUUUCUGUUUACCAGACAUGCCCCUACUAGCGGUAUAGCGAGUAGGGGCAGCAUUUACUAAUACUAAGUAAUUUUUACUUAUUAUUAGUAAAGUUGGCUGAAAGACCAAUUUAGGUCUUUCAGCCUUUUAGUAGAUAACUCCCUGAUACCGUGGGAAUUAGGGAGUUAUCUACUAAGCGGCUGCAAGAUGCAGCCACAGCAAGAAUAGGAUCGGAGUUUCAUUCAUUCGAAUGAAAUUCCGAUCCGAAUAAAGUGCCGAAUUGCGUUCUAAAGCAAACUAACAUACUGUUCUCAUUCAGUUAGAACGUAAUUAAUCAGUUUAGUGUAAAAUGACAGGAAGCAUCGUGGGAACACAGAGGAAAGGUGAGAAUUAUGGGAAAAUUGCUCUGACCAGCGGAAAUGAAGCACACUUUGCUCCUCAUCUGGUCAGAGCUGGUCAAGUGGAGGAAUCCUCCAUAAGGCAAAGAGUCCCUACUUUGUCUUAUGAUUUACAGAAUAACAGAUCCUGAUAGAGGGGGAGAAGAGGAAGAGAUUGAGGAAAGGUAAGUUCGGCAUGACAGUGCCGCUUUAAAGAGACACAGCACUGUCAAAAAACAAAAUAACUGUUUAGUAGUUAUAUACCCAAUGAAAACAUGCAUGCAUUUACUUAUGCUUUUUUUAAAUUUAUUUAUUUUAUUGGUUAGCCCCAAUCUAAAAAUAGUUUGCAAAAACGGAAGUUCUCUUGUCUGAAGCCUUUUGCGAACCCUCCUGGCUGUCCAAUUGCAAACUUCAUAAUCCAGUUCACUGAGAAGUCUUUGCAAGGUAGUUGUUCUGAGCAAUUUCCUGUCUUGUUAGUUUAGCCUGAGUUAAGCUAAGCAAGCAGUAAGUAACAGUACCGGUUGUCUGACAGCCAGUGAGCGUAACAAAAUUAAUUUAUGAAAAUGGUAAAAAAAUUUCUUGAAACCUGCACUUUUUUGUAAAAUGUGAGAAAAAGAGGGGGACACACUAUUAACACAUAAAACACUAAAGCAAGCUGACGUUCCUUAAUGGUCCGGUGUGUACCUUAAAGCACAUUCUAUCUCACUUCUUGCUCGAUGUUAUCUUUAAUUUUUCUUUACUUGACACAUGUCCCAUACUCAUUUGGUUUAUUAAACAGGCCCCUCUUACAUGAAGGGGCACUAGGCACCUUAGCCACUGCAGCUUAUUAAAGUGGUUAUGUUUCAAAAAGUCUGUGGGUUGUUUCAAAACAUUGGCACCAUCGCUCUCCCUGCACCUCUAGCCAGGACUAAUUAACUGCUGCUCAGCAAAUCUGGAAUUGAAAUUCCACAUUUUACUGUUCAACUUCGUGUGGUAAUGAUGGGCUGGUUCCAAGCCAUUUUAACCUGUUCUCACUAUAAAAAAAGUUUCACUUCCGACUUAGUUGGUAAGCUUUCUGAAGGGCCUUCAGAAUCUGUCAAACUACUGAAACACUGUUUGACAAAAAUUGGGAGGAUAGUCCUUCAAACACGUACCACAUAUGAUUCUUAUGAGCUUUAAAGUUUUAAAUGAGAAUAUUUUUGUUUGUUUUUUCAUUCUUUUAUUGAGGCAUUGAAAGAGACAGUACAGAAAUAAGAGUGGAGCUACUCAUUUGAAUCACAUGUCAAACUGGCAUAUCAAAUGUACAUCAAAGCAAUACUCCUGAGCAUUCCUGCCUCGUUUUAUAUUUUAAGAAGGUGCAACUAUACUAACAAAGAACAAACAUUAUGUGAUGCUUCCGGUCAUGGCAAGAGACACUCUGCUGUUUGGGACUGGUUAGGGAAGUGUCUAUUAAUGAGGUGCGAAGGGCCUCAUGCUUGAUUAAUGUUAAAUGAAGGGAUAGAUGGCCGCUGCCUUAGAUGUGGUUUGGGAGCAAUGAUAAAUUUGCUGGUCACGGUAUCCGUAAAGGUAUGCCGUGGAGUAAACCAUUUAUGUUGCAGCAUAUAAGAUGUCUCCUGCGCCCACAGGCUUUGUGGGCCUAGUAAAGUGAGCUAUGGUAUAUACUACUGGACCAUAUGGUGAGCAAAAUCCUAACUAAAGAUAUAAAAAACAAAAACCCAAAUAAAAACAGUGUGCAGAACUUGUGUUCUUCGCUAAGUCACUGUGCCUCUAUCUCCUCGAGGUACAAAAGAUGUUACCCCAUCGAUAUUCCAUGUGUGGAGCGCCUGUAGCGGUUGUGGUCUGGUUGGGGAGGCCCAAGUUAGCUAGUAGUGCCUAUCCCUCAGUGGGAUCUGUGUAAAUUAGAAUGUUUGCUUUAAUGUCCUGAUUAAAUGUUACAAUAAUUUACCUUUAUAUAUUUUUUUUUCUUUCUUUUUUAGGUUCCCAUCUAA
This is a messenger RNA of Pelobates cultripes (western spadefoot toad), 44945 nucleotides long. Lineage: Eukaryota; Metazoa; Chordata; Amphibia; Anura; Pelobatidae. The record is from the annotation of a GenBank genome assembly.